Molecule: messenger RNA, 55271 nt
Organism: Pelobates cultripes (western spadefoot toad)
Lineage: Eukaryota; Metazoa; Chordata; Amphibia; Anura; Pelobatidae
Source: the annotation of a GenBank genome assembly
GUCCUCUGUCCGGCUACUGCGCAAGCGCAGUCUGUGGGGCUGGCAGUUGGUCCAAGGUUUGGGGGCAGAGGGAGAGUGACAGGGAGGCUCCGUCAUCAUCCGCUGCGGCCUCUGAUGGGCGACUCGGGUUAUCGGCUAAUACCGGGAGCCUUGGGUACAUCUCUGGUGUCUGGAGCGAAUCAUAAAGCAGCCGGGAAGAUGCCGGUAAGGGUCUCUGGGGUGAGUCCUCGCCUUGUUGCUAGGGGCGGAGAGCUGGCUGUCAUUGAUUCCCCCAUUCAUCCUCAUGUUAUAGCACUGAGCUCAGCAGCUCUGCCGCCUCGGGCUGGCCUUACAGCAGAACUGUCCAUGGUGAGCUUUAUGGACCAGCCACAGUAGAGUAUUCUGCAGAUUGUGCUAUUUGUAUAUUAAAGGAAUACUCACAGGCACCGUAACCACUACAUGACUAUGUUGUGGUUAUGGUGCCAGGAGUCCCCUGGCUCCCUCCAUGUGUCACAGAUGUAUUCCUAACACUAACGUGUUCCUCAGCCCCGGGGGACCCUCCUGCAGCAUUGUAAAGGGUUAAAUACAUUCACUUACCCAAUUCCAGCGCUGAGGUCCCUUGGCACUGUGUCGCAGUUCGCCUCAUCCGAAAGAGGGACCUAAUGCGCAGUGAGCUCUGCACACCCACUAAACCUUCCUCAUAGGAAUGCAUUUCUUCAAUGCGUUCCUCUGGGGUUUCCUCUGACGCUGGACGUCUUCCUUCAGAGAGUGAAGAUGUCCAGUGUCGUUUCAUGGAGUCAAACUCUGUGAUACUCCAGGAAGCUCCUGUAGUGGCUGCCUGGUAGAUGUCUUCUGGAGGCAGUCUUAGUACUCCAUUGUAAAUAUUGCAUUUUCUCUUAAACUGCAGUGUUUUACAUUGCAGCACUAAAGGGGACGGGGGACAGGGAACCCAAACCACUUCAAUGAGAUGAAGUGGGCAGGGUUCCUAUAGUGUCCCUUUAAACUUCCUUUAUGGCACGAUCUGUUUAAUUUAGAAUUUAUCUCCUGCUCUGUUAAUAGUCUGCUAGAGCCUGCAGAGCCUCGUGUGUGUGUGUGUGUGUGUGAUGUAGAGUUCAAUUUACAGAGUAGGAGAUAAGUAUGUCUAAAGUGAGUUAACAGCUGAAAAUGUAAGCCAUUUGGUUUUAUCAUAGAGGCUGUGUGAGUCACAGCUGUGGGAGACUUAAUACACAAAAAUAAACAUUAUUUUAAUUGAGCAGUUAGACAUCAGGAGCAUGAUCUAUACACAAAAACUGCCUUAUUAAGCUAAUGUUGUUUUGGUGACUAUAAUGUUAUUUUAAAACUAUGACCUCACGCUUGCUCCAUCUAAGAAAGGAUAUGCCCAAUGAUAUUUUCAUGUGCAAAAGUAGGCACAUUAUGUGAUCAUCUGAUUUUAAAAUAGAUAAAUUUUACUCUUCUGUCUACUGAAGCAUCUCUAGUGGAUGUCAGUGUGACAGUGCAAUGUAAACAGAACAACAAUGUUUCAGGGUUAAAACUACAGGGACAUGACACUCAGACCAUUUGAUUUAAGAUGAAGUGGUCUGGGCGCCUAUAGUGUAUCUUUUAAUAGGUGGUCAUUAUUUCACAUUGAUGGCCUAGCAUUAUUGGAAACAUAAAGCUGCUGUGUCAGAGCAUACACUUUUUUUAUUUAUUUAUUUAUUUUUUUAAAUAAAACAGACAACGAAGCAAAAUAAUACAUUUUAACAUGAGUGGAUGAGCAUCAUAGGAAAACAUCAACAAAACCUGUACUGAUAAAUAUACCCAUAUGGGAAUUUUUUUAAUAGGGGAUUUGUUUUGAAAAAGCACAAACUAUGCUUUGUCAGCACUGUGUAGCUGUUUGUUUUAUAAGACUAGGGUGGUACGGAGAAUGGGCUGGACUCCUCUAUGUCGUCUUAUGUUACCUGUAAGUUGUGUUGUCUUUAUUGUAAAAAUAUCCUUAAAUAAAAAUGUAAUAAGACUUUGCUUUCUGAUGUUUAUGUUGAUUGUUUAGAACAGAGCUGUCUUUGAUGGCUGAAAGGGAGCUAUGUCUGUUAGUAAUGAGUCACAUUUUAUGGUUGGUAUCGUUGAUAGUUGAUGUUGCAGGGGCACUGUCUUUAUUAAGUAGACUUAAUGCAUAUUAAGAUUACCUUAAGAGAUUCUUUAUGAUUUUAUAUUGUAGCAGGUGCUGUGUUCUGUAAAUUGUGUUGUGUUCCUGGCCCAUAGACUCUGAAUGGAUUAGACAUAUUGCUACUUUUUAACAACAGAACUUACAAAAAGAAUGUAAAGAUGUAUAUACUAUUACGAUAAAAUCGUGAGUCUGUGCUCCGAUAAUGAAUAGGCAGAAGAGGGUAUUGUCACUAAAUCACUGUUCUAAAAAAGAAAAAUAAUAAUAAUUUUAGGAACUAGAAUUAGUUCAUAGGGUCAGAUUGCCCUUAUUUGGUCAGCAUAUUGAAAGGAGUCUUGUUAUCCAAACUAAAGAGGAACUAACAUAUUAGUGUGGAAAAUGAUAUUUCUCUUACUCAUCCCAGUAGAUACCCGUUUAAAAAUAUGGUUUUGGCAUGGUUCCUGGAGUGAUAGUUGUUGACUGUUUUACCAAGAUGCACUUUGCUUCUGUACCACAGCAGGUAAUAUGCAAAGCUCUUGAUAGUCAUGUGAUGUGAAUUCUUCUCUUACUCAUCCCAGUAGUUGGUUGUUGUAGUAUAAAAAGGUUACCAGAAAAGACACCUAGUAAAAUAGAGUAAGUAGUAACAUAUACAGUGUAAAGUUUAAAGGGACACUAAACACCAACACCACUCCAUCGUGUGUGUGUGUGUGUGUCUAUUCCCCCUCGCUCUGGCUUACCCUGGAAAAUGAAAGGGGAAUCUUGAUCCCUGGUGGGUGCGGUAUCUAGAUGCAGAGUGCACACUCCAGCCUGUUCAUAGUAAAGUAUCAGUUUGUUGCUAGAGUAACACACAGCAAUUUGUCUAAUACAUUUCUGGUUCCAAAGUUAGUGCCAUCUAUAUGAUUGUUGGCAGGCUGGCCAGGGAGAUCUGGUUCCCCAAUGGCCGCAUAGCUCGGUCUCAGAGCUGGGGAUCAGGCAGCUGGUGCCCUGCAGGAACUGGCUAGAAAAAGCCUUUCAUCUCCCCUGCUGACCUCUACCUAUGGCCAUCGUGGACCCACUGGGCAUUUCCCCAAUGGGCAGCGUGGGCCUGGUGUCACGGCUCUCUGGUUGAAAAUAACUGCACUGAAAUAUAAAUUGUUACAAUAUCAAAGUUUAAUUCAAAGUAAAUGUGAAAUAUUAGACCAAAAUAUUAAUAUAAGGGAAAAUCCUCAACUGCUAUGUUUUUGGUUGGGCUUUUUAGGUCUAAAAUGUGAAGUUUGCUUUUAUGUCCUGACAAUUAAGUGAGUAACCAUUUAAAUUUACAAAGAACACCAUAAACUGACUAUAAUUUAAGUGGAGUUAAUCGCUAAAAACACAUUGAAGUAACGAACCUGUUGAUUUAAGUGUUUUUAUUUUGUUUCACAGAUCAACAAAACAGACAAGCCGGAGUCCAGCGAUAAUGUCAAAGUUGUGGUUCGAUGUCGUCCCUUAAAUGAGCGUGAAAAAGCCAUGAACAGCAAGAUGGCAGUAAAUGUGGAUGAAAUUAGAGGAACUAUUGCUGUUCAUAAAGUAGACUCCAUGAAUGAACCUCCAAAGACUUUCACAUUUGACACAGUUUUUGGACCGGAUAGUAAACAGCUGGAUGUGUACAACUUAACAGCCAGGCCUAUAAUCGAUUCCGUACUGGAAGGCUAUAAUGGUAUGCAUGCUAAUUUAAACAGAACUAAUUGCUACUGAAUUAAUUUGAUAGAUUUAGAAGUGAAUAUGUUGCUGUUUCAUUACUAAACCGUGAAUUGUAGUUAAUCAAAAACCAGACUGCCAAAAUAGUCACAUUGUAAAAAAUUCCUUUUUGCCACAGAGCAGGCAUUAGGCUGUUAGAUUAGGACCUGCCAAAAAUGGGGUACAUUGACAUUGUGGCAGGCUCAUUCAAUAUAUGAUUAUAUAAUGUAACUAAGCCAUCAUAAUGUUUUGCCAAGCUGAGGUGAUUUAAAUAAAACUAUUACUUUAUGUGAGACUUGAAAUUGCUGUUUAGUGAAUGACCGAGUGCGUUGGAUCUGGUAUGUUAUAUAUUUAGAAAUUUAGCCUAUUAGCCUGAUUUUUGUGAUUGAUUUUUCAGCUCAUCAUUUUUUCCAUUUAUAAAAAUCUCUACAGACUUUUAAAUGAACAGUGAACCUGAAAAAUAUAUUGGCGUAAUUUAAUUUCUCACAUUCUAUUUUGUUUUAGAUUUUCUUUAUAUUAAAUAUGUUUCAUAUAUAAAUAUUUGACAUAAAAUAAGAGCCCAAUUUCUCCUGAACAAAAUGAUAUAUAAUAGGUGUGGGUGCACUUAAAGCAGCACUGUCAUGCCGAACUUACCUUUCCUCAAUCUCUUCCUCUUCUCCCCCUCUCUCAGGAUCUGUUCUUCUUUAGAAUCAUAAGACAAAGUAGGGACUAUUUGCCUUAUGGAGGAUUCCUCCGCUUGACCAGCUCUGACCAGCGGAGGAGCAAAGUGUGCUUCAUUUCCGCUGGUCAGAGCAAUUUUCCCAUGAUUCUUACCUUUCCUCUGUGUUCCCACGAUGCUUCCUGUCAUUUUAGACGAAACUGCCGAAUUGCGUUCUAACUGAAUUAGAACAGUAUGUUUGUUUGUUUUAGAACGCUAUUCGGCACUUUGUUCGGAUCGCAAUUUCAUUUGAAUGAAUGAAACUCCGAUCCUAUUCUUGCUGUGGCUGCAUCUUGCAGCCGCUUAGUAGAUAACUCCCUAAUUCCCACGGUAUUAGGGAGCUAUCUACUAAAAGGCUGAAAGACCUAAAUUGGUCUUUCGGCCACAUAGACUAAGUAAAAAUUACUUAGUAUUAGUAUAUGCUGCCCCUACUCGCUAUACCGCGAGUAGGGGCAUGUCUAUUAACCAGUGAGCAGCCUGUGGCUGCUCACUGUAAAGUAACAAAAAAAUAAAAACCUAUCGGGGUGGGGGCCCUAAAGUAAAAUAAUGGGGGAGACCUAUUGUCCCCCCCCACCCCUGCGCGGUGGGUGGGGGUCAUAAUGAUAAUGAGGGAGGGGGAGCGGCGGAUGGGGGACAUAAUGAUAAUGGGGGUGGGGGAACCUACUGUCCUCCCCACCCUCCCCCCCGGGCAGCAGGUGGGGGCCAUAAUGAUAAUGAGGGGAGGGGGACCAGCUGUCCUCCCCCCCUGGGGGUGGGGGCCAUAAAGAUAAUGAGAGGGGGCCCUAAGUCAAAUUCACCCCCCCAUCAAAGGUGACUAGGGGUCCCCAAGCCCCUAGUCACCCACUCCCCCACCCAAAUAAAAAAGUCGCCUAUCUACCCCCCUCACCCUAAAAAAUUGUGAGGGGGGGGGAAUAAAAUAACUAACCUGUAAAGUAAAAUUUAAACUUACCAUUCGACGUCUUCUUCUUUUUUUCUCAAAUCUUAAUUUUUCCGCUCCAAAAAAGGCCAAAUAAAAAACCAUCAUAACCAUCGAACUUAAAAUAAAAUAAAAAUCCCAAGCGCAAAUAAAAAAAACAGACGAAAAAGAAAAAUCCAGAGCGCAAAAAAAUAAUCCAUCUUCAACCAUGGAGGGCUCCGCGCAUAAAGCCUUCCCCUGCCCUGCAAUUAGGCUAAGAACACUCUGAUUGGUGGGUUUAAGCCAAUCAGAGUGCUCUUUGUCAUUUUACACAGCGUGGGAAAAUUCCAUAGAACUUUUCCACGCUGUGUAAAAUGACACAGAGCACUGUGAUUGGGGUGGGGGCGAGGGGGUAGGACAGUAGGUCCCCCCCCCCCAUCUUUAUGGCCGCCGCCCAGCGGUGGGGGCCGGGUGGAGUGGACAGUAGGUUUCCCCCCCUCAUUAUCUUUAUGGCCCCCACCCGCCGCCCAGGGGUGGGGGCCAGAGGGGGAUGGACCGUAGGUCCCCUCAUUAUCAUUAUGGCCCCCACCCGCCGCCUGGGGGUGGGGGGGGGACAAUAGGUCUCCCCCCUUAUUUUACUUUAGGGCCCCCACCCGUCGUUUAGGGGUGUGGGCCAAUAGUUAUGUGGUUUUUUUUUUUGUUUUGUUUUUUACAGUGAGCAGCUACAGGCUGCUCACUGUUUAGUAGACAUGCCCCUACUCGCUAUACCGCGAGUAGGGGCAUUGGGGAGAUUUUAAUCUCCCUUAUGCUAUUAUGAGGGUCAUAUUGACCCCCAUAGAGUGAGGGGGGGGGGGGCUUAUGAAGUGGUGGGGAGCACUGCUCCCUGCCACUUCUAUCUUUACAUAUUACAAGGAGGGAGCUGUGCACCGGUAGCUCCCUCCUUGUAAUAAACUGAGCGAACAAACGAUCACUGAUACACAGUGUUAGUUUGUUCGUCUGAUUUUUCUAUUCAUUCAUUCAUCUGUCUGAAUGAAUGAAUAGAUGAAAUUCCCGUUCGCAUGUCCAGGUGUUUAACUGGGCAUGUGCGGGAAUCUCAGUGCUAUCUAGUGUGGGCAGAUGACGUGUCCCACAGGGACUUCAUCUACCCACACAAAGAUGGCGACGCCCUGAAUAAAGAUCAGGGCAGAAAAUAAAGAUAAAAAAAUAGGUAAUGUGUGGGGCUUAGGGGUAUUUGGGGGUGACUAGGGGGUCAAUUAGAGAUAGUGGAGGGGGGUUAAAAAAACAAAAACAAAACAGGAUUCGGCAUGACAGUGCCGCUUUAAUAUGAAGAGGUAAAUUAUGGUUGAACAGACAGCUCAAAUUCGAGGUUUUGUUUGGUUCAAAACUUGGACGAUUGUAUCCAUCUUUAAGGGAUUAAGAGAAAUCUGAACACGGUACAGUACCUAAAAGAUGGCAUCUAUAUGGAUGCAGCCUACAAUUAUUUUGUUUUAUUCAAGCUGGCAAACCCUGUAUAACAAUGCAAAUUUCUCAUAUCAACAAUUUAGUUAUUUCUGAACGGUUAUAUAGUGAGGCAAAAUUUGGGCCCUCUUACUUAAUGAAGCAGUUUUUAUGUAUAGACCAUGCUUCUGAAGUCUCACAGCUUAAUUCUCAAUUCAAAGAAUAGAACAUCAAAAUUGGGAAUGGAUCCCUCUGCACUGUUAAACCUAUACAAGGAACAUAGUGAGCUAUGGUUUAUAAGAGUUGAAGAUACCCCAUUGUACAGCGCUACGGAAUUUGUGAGCGCUAUAUAAAUAAUAAUAAUAAUAAUAAUAAUAAGAUACUACUUUUUUGUUUUUGUGAUGGGCCGCACUGGGUACCUCCAUCAAGCUCGCUUCCUAGCUCUCCUGCAGGACACAGAAGUGCUUCAGCCCCUAGCGACCGCAGCUUGGCUGGAGUCUCUCUGUCACUUCCCGGGAACAGGGUCAUGGGUACAGCUUCUAGUGAUUAAGCUCUCCUGUAGAGAGUAUAGCUGAUCCGCCCAGACUGAGUGAAGGGUGUAAAGCAACUGCUUUAUUAUGGCCAAGCUGCCUGCUUUUAUACACAGCCCCCAGCAUGGGGUCUCUAUUCAAUACAAGGCAAACCCCUCCCCGGAAUAUCUGGGCCUGGGAAACAAUUGCAUUAAAGACUGGUAAGCUAAUUAUCUCCUAGGAGCAGAGAGGCAAAACAAAAAUAUAAAACAUAAAAAUAUCCCAAACAUCAUGAAAAUAUAUAAUAACUCCACAAAUAAUACAUCCCCAAAUAGACAUGAGCUGAGUGCCUAUGUUCUCCAAUUAGCGCUAAGUUCCAUGCAGUGUAGGGAAAACGCCACGGGUUAAAGGUCUGACCAGCCGCACACGUGGCCCCAUGCCCAAAAUAGUUCCAAGGCGUUUGGUGCUUUGGCCGGUGAACUUUCGGGAGCUCCUGCGUCCGAAAUAUGGGGUGCUCCGUCCGGCUCUUAGGUAGCGUUUGUGUACCUUAGUCUCAGGCACCUUCCCUCCAAAAAGUGCUCUCCUGGAGGGUUUCAAAGUGGUUCAAAACCCCGGAACAACUUGUCCAGGAACCGCACAGUCACCUCAUGCCGAAAACCGUUCCAUAACAUUUGGGGCUAAGUACCGCUGAGGUGACCGGGUCCCAUGAGGUCCUCAUUCCAAAUUUAGUUCCAUAACGAUCGUGGCGAAGUACCGCUGAGGGAACUUUGUGGGAACGUCCGCCAGGGAGCUAGAGUUUGGUUACAUUCGAUUGAAGGAAAAGUGCCGAACCAGGGGCACCGAGGGAAAGCUGCUAAUGGUGGCUGUGUAGGGUAACUCCAACCUAGAACAUAGUCGGUUGGCAGGGGGCCUGACAAUCUAAGUACCAAAACAACUGUUACUAACUGGUCAAUCAUGUCCCUGCAGUCACACUGUUCAAUUCUCCAUUUGCCAUUUGGAGUAAAAUCACUUUGUUUAUGCAACCCUAGUCACACCUCCCCUGACUGGGACGCACACAGCCACCCUACACACUUUCUAAAAAGUUUUUUUUUUUUUUUUUUUUAAUUUUUAACUUCCCUUAUUGCACAGUUUUAGUUAAGACUUUAUUACCUCUUGCUCUUUUAGCCUGCUAAAGCUUGCAACAACUUCCUGUGUGUGAUUUUUAGGUCAGCUGGACAUCAGAACUUCAGCUGUAAGAUCUUACUGAAAAUAAAAAAACAAUUUUUUCAUGGAGGCUGUGUAAAAUAAGAUCAUGUUUUAAAACUAAUAUACAAGACUAAUACAGGUGAACUAGAUUUGCAGCUUCUGCAAUCUACAAAUUAAAAAUAGCAUAAUAAAAUACAUGCUCAAAUCUAUACAAUUUUACAAGGCUAUUUAAAAUUAUCUAGGUAACCAAAUAUGAGAAUUAAUUUCCACCAUAUAGCCAUAUCAUGUUAAGCCCACCACUAUGUCACAGUACUCCAAUAUCUAAAUAUGUAAACCACAGAAAUCACAACAUAACAAAAUACUUUACAAUACUAGGUCUUGUGUAGCUGUACAUUUGGUUAAAACAAAGCACUCGUGUAGGGCUGGUUUUGUGGUCUGUGAGUAUUGAGUUGCGCUUGGGAUAAAUAAGCAAUGCAUAUUACAGGCAGAUCGCCAUGUUGCUAGCAUGUGUUUAGUUUGCGAUAUGCUAUGACAGUGCUGCAUAUUGAAAAGCCCAUUUAUUUGAAUGCCAUAUAUUAUUAUUGUCUUCAUGGCAUGAAAACACAACUUCAACUGUAUUGCCUUGUAUGCAAGUGAAAACCAAAAAUUCCACAAUACCUUAUUUAUUUUCAAAUUAAAUCAUUCAGACUAACUAUUACAUUUUUCAACCAAUUCAACAUAAUUUUUAUCCAUUCCAAAGAGGAUUACCACGAUAGCUGGUUGGAUGAUCAAGCUAAGAAAAUUGACAUUUUGGGGGAAAUCUAUGAAAAACCUGCAUCUAUAAUAGUAGUUGAGGAAUACCAGGGUACAGUCUCAGGGUCACUCAUUACACUGGCGCUAAGCUGACUGGCCACAGCCGUUUCAUCAGUUAGGAUAUAUACACUGUUUGGAGCUGUAGCUUGCUUGUCUGCAAUGGGAAGUAAUCAAAGGGACCUUUUUGUGGAGGCAACUUGGAUGAGCUAGGAAAGUAGCAGACUCUGUAUUUGUCCCAGCAAGGGGUCUGCAAACCCACUAAGGUAACAACCUCGUGCACUCCUCGUUUAUCCCUUGAGUCCUAAAAGACUUCUAUUGAGGAUUCUAAAAGAGGGACUUGAGAUGGAGGAGUGUGUUGAACCAUUGCAUUAAGGGUGUUUCUGCAUCCUUUGGAUGAAAGCGACUUCAUACCAUAUGCUAGUGCACAUGGCCAGCGUUUUCAAUUGCAGGGUUAAAAAGACAUGCACUGCACCCAGACCACUUCAUUGGUCUGGGUACCUUUUGAUCUCCUAAUUAUUAUUUCCUGUUCUUCUUCAUUAAUAUUCCAAAUAUCAUCUGCAAAACGUCUGGAAUAUUAUUGCUGGGAUAAAUUGAAAGGACAAAGACAAUUGGCACAAUUAUCUUCUUUGUAGCCAGUUUGGGUUUAUUGCUGAAUGGGAUAUUUGUCUGUUAUCUAUAGUCCUUUAUGCCCUGUGUCUAGCAUUUGUGUUGAGUUGUAAAGCUUCAUUGUUUAGCUUUCAUUUUAUGUUUUUUAAUAGUCCCUUGAAAUUAUAUCAAAACAGUGUUGUAUUGUUUGUUUUAUUUAUUUAUUAGCGAUUCCAGUUGCGACUUUACGGCCUGGCAGUGUAUAUUUAAGGCAAAACAGACCUUAAAGAUUUUGCUUUUUCUCCUUUUUAUUUUAUUUAUAACAAAGACAAUUGUUCCAUAUAUUAACAUCAAAGACAGACAUGUACAUAUAAUAAACGUAUUGAAAAGGUAAAUUACAUCACCAAAAGCAGAACACACAUUUAGGAUCCAGCACAUAACUAAUCCCACAAGGGAAAAGAAAAAUAAUUUACCAACUAGGUUACAUAUGUAACCAGAGUUGCAAUUCUUCUUGCCUUGAAAGAGUUCCAAUGAGGAUAUGCUCUUCAUAGAGUAGUCCAGUUUCUGGAUUUUUUUACAGUAUUCCUGAACAGACAGAUCUGACUGAAAAUUAUGUUUCAACUUUAAAAAAAAAAAAAAAAAACUCAAAGUACUUCUUGCAGGAGGCUUCCAAGACCUCCACACUUGCUUUUAAGUUUCUUUGUGCUCCCUCUCCUUUGUGGGUGAAACAAACCGCUGGAGUCCAAAGGUGAAAUGGAUAACAUUGCUUUACAUUCUAGCUACAAGAGGAUGGUUUCCAGCAGUAAGUCUAGUGCAGAGCUUAAGAAAUUUCCAUUGUGUGUAAGAGUCAGAUUUUGUGACCUGUUUUUGAUAUCUUAUUUGUUUAGAUGACUGAUUCUGACUCAAUUCUUUGAUCAAAAGGGUUUAAUUCCCUGCCAGAGACACAGGCCAAGUAAUAACCAGAUUAACCCCUGCAAUGCUGGCACAGAAUUAUGCCCACUGUGCAUGACUGUUUACCGUUUGUACUCUAAUCUAAUGCGCCAUCAAAUCUAUUACUCGCUUAAAUUUUUGAAACCUGGAAGCCGAAAAAUUUUUUCGCUGGCGAAUGUAGGGCUCAUUUGCACAUGAAGAUACUGUACACAGACAACAAGUCUUGCAUUCCAGUGAUGCAUAUUUCGCCCAGACGAAUUUCUCUCCAGCAAAUUUGUGUCGUAUGCUCAUCGUAUCUCCAAGAUGUCGUUGUCAGAGUAAGUCGUUAAGUGAGGAGCAACUGGUAAAUCAAGAGAGAAUAGUACGCAUGUACUGUGCUUUCCUUUUUGUGAGUUCCGAUAUCGUACUCUAAUCUAAUGCACUGUGUGUACUUCAGUCUAAGAGUCCUCAAAUCUAAUGUGCAUUCAAAUUUUGGAGACUUUAGGUACGCGUUAGAUUAAGAUUCCGUAUUUACUUGUUUGAUAAUAGUUUUUUCCGGUACAAUUUUAUGUUUUUAAAUCCCUUGGUCAACAGUACCCCUACAGGUAGUAGUAGGAAUUUCUUAGAGAUAUGUGCGAGAGGAAUUACAUCACAGUGUAGGUGUGGAGUAGCGCUUUCCUCCCAAGAUGAUGGGGUGUAUAUAAUCAAUAGACAGCUCAAGGGGACUAUCUGAUCAGUCCAGUGACUGAUGCGCAAGGGGAAAGCGACUGACCUAUGCUAGGGAGGGACUUAGACAUUGCUCCGACUAAAGAAAAAGAGGUGACUUUACAUAGCAAGCUGUGAUUUAAGAAUCUUAUCUUCAAAUUUAGUGUGUAAAGUAUUGAUCUGCUCAAUGUCCAUAAUUAGUUAACCCAAAGCAUUAAUGUGACCACUAUCUUCCCAACAGUCCAACAUUGGUGUACCUGUUGUGGCAUUGUAACUACUAUCUGUGAAUUUACAGAUAAUUUAAUAUUCAUCUGCCUGUGUUCCAGGGACAAUUUUUGCAUAUGGACAGACUGGAACAGGUAAAACCUUCACUAUGGAGGGCGUUCGUGCUGUCCCAGAACUCCGAGGCAUCAUCCCGAAUUCCUUUGCUCAUGUAUUUGGACAUAUUGCUAAAGCUGAAGGAGAUACACGGUAAAUAAAGGGUCUGUCUGAAAAGUCAUACAUUUCCAAAUGUUAAAACAUUCAGGGAGGAAGUUACUGACAUAAAUAUAUUUAAUGUUAAUCUACUUUGGUAUUUUCAGUGCUGUAUUUUUGUUAUAUAUAUCUAAGAUCCUCUAUAUGACAAUCCUAAUAACAUCCCAAAGAAGUGGUCUGGGUGCAGUUAUCCUAUGUUUUUAACAUUAUAUGGUUAAAGGGAUUCUCCAGUGCCAAGAAAACAUAUUAGUUUUCCUGGCACUGCAGGACCCUCUAGUGCCCGUCUACCUCGCAUCCCCAUCCCAAGUUGCUGAAGGGGUUAAAACCCCUUCAGUGACUUACCUGAAUCCAGCUGCGAUGUCCCUCGGCGCUGGGUCAGGCUCCGCCUACGCUGAUGUCGGCGGGGGAGACCUAAUGUGCACACGCAUUAGACCUCCCCCAUAGGAAAGCAUUAUUCAAUACUUUCCUAUGGGGAUUUCGGUGACGCUGGAGGUCCUCACAUAGCGUGAGGGUGUCCAGCGUCGUUUUAAAAAACUUUUCGUGUUCUAUAAACACGGAAGUCUCCUCUAGUGGCUGUCUAGUAGACAGCCACUAGAGGAGGACUUAACCUUGCAAUGUAAAUAUUGCAGUUUAUGAAAACUGCAAUAAUUACACUUGCAGGGUUAAGGGUAGUGGGAGUUGGCACCCAGACCACUCCAAUGGGCAGAAUUGGUCUGGGUGCCUGGAGAGUCCCUUUAAAUCCACCUCUAGUGGCUACCUUCCUUAGUGAAACUCCACCCUGGAAUCAAAUGCUGCUGAUGACAGUGUUUGAUUGGAGGAGCGUGACAUUUGACUAUGCAUGUCUGGUUUGGGUUUUUUUUUUUUUUUUUUUCAAGAAUUUGACCAUGCAUGUCUGGUUCUUUUCUAUGUAAAGCAAUUAAUUUGAGGAGGUUACGGGUAAUGUCAGAAUGCUGAUAUCACCGAAGGAGGUGCUGGAGGUUGCAGUGGAGGAGUUCUGCAGCUCUGGAAACAAGCAUAGUGGGUUAGACAGUGAUCACAAAGCAGUAAGGAACCUGUAGCCUCCAAAUAAUGUUGUUUUUUUUUUUUCUUCAUAUAUACUCUUUUGUGCUUUUCUUAGUUUUGUUCUAUUAGGGAGUUAGUAGAUAUCUCCUUAAUCUAGUGUACUUGUAUAAAAACAUAUUGAUACAGAUUGAGUUCUACAAUAAACUGCUGAGAGAUCAAAAAUAGGAAAAGGGCUUGAAUGGGAUUUCUCAGCUGUUUAGUAAAUAGGACUACCAAAGUAGCCAAACUGAAAGCAGAGCAUUCUGAGAAUUUUUCCAAUUCAUCUAUUUUAGCCUUAAAGGACCACUCCACACCCCAAGUGCUUUAUGAGUGAGGAGUAUCCUCAUUUAACCCUAAUUUAUGCGAAAUCGGCACCUUUAUAAAUUAACUAGGGAACUCCCCCUGGCUGUCAAACAGUCAGGGAGGGUUAUUUCCUACUUCCGUUCGCUCACCUGCCACCCCCUCCUUCCAUCACAAACCUCAGACCAGUUCCUCACCUUAUAAUUGCACGAUGGGCGUGCAGGUGUGCACGGCUUUUCAAUGGGAAGCCUUUAAUUGUUUUGUUUUUUUCUGUGAAGAGACUGAAGUCUCUUCUGGGAAUAAAGCGGAGGGUUUAUAAAGGUUGCAGUCAUAAGAACUGCAGCUUUUGUAAGCUCUUUUAGACUAUACUCGCAAUGAAUACAUACAUGGAAAUAUGGAUUGUGGAAGUGUGGAGUGGUGCUUUAAAUUUGAAAUUCACAUUGAAUUCCCUUAGCGAAUAACACUGUUAAUACCAAAUUAGGAAGUUGUCUACUAAUAUCUUCCUCUUACAUUCUGAGAUGUUAUUAUUUUGCAUGGAAAAGACAUCAUGUACAUUUUCUUGUAGAUUUUUGGUCCGAGUGUCGUAUCUGGAAAUUUAUAAUGAAGAAGUACGUGACUUACUGGGAAAAGACCAAACCCAAAGGCUUGAGGUACAUUUAAUAAAUUUAUAUAUUUUGCCAUUUUAACAUUUAUUACGUUUUAUAUAAGGUGGGGAUUUCUAUGAACACUCUUCCUGCAUGUAAAAAAACAUACUCGUUUGAAGAAUUUUAGUUUUCUACAAAUAUUGUUUAUAGAGGUUGACACUGUGUAUUGAUGCGCAGAAGAAUGCUGUCCACACAUUGGGGAAAAAAAUAAUUUCCUUGACUCUUUCCUCAAAAUAGCUUAAUUUCAAAGCAGCGAUGUCACACAAGUAAAAGAUAUACUAAGACAAAGUGGGGACUAAAGCUUGACAAAAGGCAAAACUAAAUAUUUUUUUUUUUUAAAUUUUUUUUUUUUUAAAUUUUCUCCGUCAGUAGUGACGGCUGUGGGGAAAACAGAAUUGUCUAUGGAGUAUCCCAUGGUCUUCUCCAGCGACCUCAGUGUUUUUCUCUUGAGCAUACCUGCUCUAAAGAGAACUGACAGAGCAUUGCGGUGGCCAUGCGUGACAGGUUCCGGUAUGUAUAAUCAACCUUAGCCUGCACCCUGCGACAAACACCCAACUGCAAAGUCACUGUAAGGGGUCUUUGCAAAUUACCGUGACACACCCACUUUAAGUGAUUUAUUUUUAUUUUUUUUUUGUUAAAUUUUUUUUUUUAAAGGCAUUUAACCGCAAACUUGUCUCCCUAGUGCCUGUCCGCCCUUCCUCCUACAGACUUGCCGCAGCCACCAGACUUCUUAUUAUUAUUCUGCUUUGCAGAUAUAGUAGUGAUUGACUGAAAGAUCAUCUCACCAGAAAAAAAACUUUAAGAUGAAUUUGUUUGGAGAGAGGAGAGUCCCUUUAAUAUAUUAUAUGUAAAUUUGCACAAUAUUAUUUUGUCAUGUAAAUGUUCAUACUUUGUAGAAAGGAGCUUCCAUAAUAUAUUAAGUAUGCUAUACAAAACAGGAAUACUUGCUAAGCUGUAAUAUGCAUUUGUGUAUGCAUUUGAAGGGGGGUUAAUUAAACAACAAAUCCUACUUACACAACCUAAGGUUAUCACUAGCUAAUUGCUACCACCAAUGCAUUCUAUCAGGCAUCUUGGGUCAUUUCUUCAAACCUAAACGUAGUGGUGCAAUAAAUGUCCAUACAACAUAAUUUGGUAAAUUGAUGCCUAUAAUCCUUCAGAGAAAUUCAGGAUUCAGGAGAACAAGAGACAUCACAUUCCAGAGUUCAUGCUGACGUCCCCAAAAUAAAAGUCCAAAUGGAGUGCUGAGUGGAAAAUCAACAGAAAAAAUGUGUUGCACGUAGAAUGCAGCACUGAGGUAUGAGAGCCUCUCUGACUCUUAUGUCUCGACUAUAUUUAGACCUGUGCUGGAAUUAGGUGUAGGAAAGUAGCCUUUGGUUUGUAUAUUAAAAAAGAAAAAAAAGAAAGGGGGAAUGAUUUAUUAAAUACUGGGAUACAUUACAAUCCAGCAUUAAUCACUUAUUGGUAAUGAUUCCUAGAAUACAGGAUACACUGAAUUGUCUGACCAUAAAAAAAAAAGUGUGUGUGUGUAUGUGUAUGUGUGUGUGUGUGUGUGUGUGUAUGUGUGUGUAUAUAUAUAUAUAUAUAUAUAUAUAUAUAUAUAUAUAUAUAUAUAUAUAUAUAUAUAUAUAUAUAUAUAUAUAUAUAUAUAUAAUAUAUUCAUUUCUUCUUUACUCUCUAGAUUACACUGUCCACUUUUUGCAUCUCUCCACUAUUUUUAGUUUAACAAGCUUUAUACAGGAUACUUCUGCUUCUGUACUAGACAUUUUUUUUUUUUUUUUUAUUACAUAAUGUCCAGUGACAAUUGAAACUGACCCUCUAUUAGUGUAGUCAAUAAAUUGGAAAUAAAAGGAUGGGAACAUUUUCAGAGAUUUAUUGAUGCAGGGAUAUGGCUUUCAGUGAUUCUAAUUUAUUUUUUUUAACCUCUAAUAAAAGAAAAUAAUUUUUAUUUUGGUAAGUGCAGGGGCAGAAAGCUGCAUGGGAUAGAAGAACUUUAAUGAGAGUAUCUUUAGAAUGUUGUUGACUAAAGUUGUUUCCCUCUUUUUGUACUUUAUUCUAGGUUAAAGAGAGACCUGAUGUUGGUGUUUACAUUAAGGACCUAUCUGGUUAUGUGGUGAACAAUGCUGAUGAUAUGGAUAGAAUUAUGACUUUAGGACACAAAAACCGUGAGUGCAGUUUAUUAUUUACAAGAAAUAAAAUAUCACUCCUAUAAGCAGGAGAAAAACUAGCUUUUUUGGGGGGAUAUAUUAUGCCCAAAGCUAACAAAUUCUUACAUUUGUUGCAACAAAAACAAGGUGAUUGCGCAAACAGUGAGAUAUUUACCUCUUGUUAUGCAAUAAAUAGCAUAAAACCUUUAUAAUAAAGACAUAAAAGACCAUCAUAGUGUAGUAUAUUCCAAAAUAUAAAAAGCAGUUACAAAAAAUAAAAUAAAAUGGAAAACUCACAAUUUUUAAGUUGGCUUUUCAUUAAUAUAAAGAUAUCAGGUGUUAAACUUCACUUAUCAGGUCCACAGGUAGUUGGCAAUUUCACUGAUGGUCCGGAACCAGAUGACAUUAAAAAGCUUUUAAUUCAAUACAAGAUAAAAAGCAAAACAUUUAAUAUAGCACAAUGCAUUCCAACCAUAGUCUGGCCUUUCUCAGGUGCAUAUAACCUAUAAUACGUGUGCCAACACACAUAUGCAGAAAACAGAUUAAAAGUGAUUUUCAAUACCCCAUUAAAAGCGUAAAACCGUUUUUCUUCACUUCAAAAUGAUUAUUGUAUUUCUAUAUACUUUCCAUUUGCCUCACCUCUCUUCCACCAAAGUGUUAAAGGGACACUAUAGUUACCAGAACCACUGCAGCUGAAUGUAGCGGUUCUGGUGUCUACAGUCUGUCCCUGCAGGAUUUUCAAUGUAAAUACUGCCUUUUAAAUGGAGACACUGAAGGUUCCCCAGAGAUGCAUUGAUUCAAUGGGUCUCUAUAAGGAAAUGCUGAUUUCAAUACUUUGGAAAAGCAUUGGAUUUGCUGAGAUCAUCAAGAUUGUUGAUCUUAGCCAGGGAGGUGGGGUCAGCUGCAGUGAGGGAGAAAAGGUCAGUUUAAAACACAUUCAAAGCAAUCUGAAGGGUGCCAGGGGAGCUAAGCAGUUAGCUUGCUGGAUGUGUUGAGAAUUGUUUAUGUGGAGUACAUGGAGUACCAGUGAGUCAAAGGUUUGUAAGACAACUCUUGUGUCUUGGCAUUAGGAGGGAAUUUGUGGGUCAGAUCCCUAAUGGAAUCACAUUCCCCAUCUGUGAGUUAAACGUCCUGAGCUUCUGCCCACUUUGCCAUAAAUGGGGGAGGGGAGAAGUACUUUUUUUUUUUUUUUAAAAUUGGUAUAUUAUUCAGCAUGUAAAACUCCUCUUCUUGUGGUCCCUUGACUUUUGAUGACAUGUUAAAUGUAUGUUAUCAGUUUUGAUCAUAGUUUCACUUUCAAUCACUGCAGGAAACACGUACACCAUAAACAAAAAACAGACCAUUAAAACACUGUUUAGAUCAGGGGUUUUAGUUACAUAGAUUGCAAAAGGUAUGAUAAGAUAAGUCUUACUCACUAUUUCUAAACUCCUGUCACAUGAAAUGCAGUACUACAAAAAUUUUAUAUUCACUAAAAAUAUAUAGCACACAAAUAGGUGACCACAAACCCAAAUGUACAGAACUAUUAGAGAUGACUUUUUAUUUCUAAUUUUAUCCACAUGACUUACAUGAAUUCGCUAAACUCUCCCCAUAGAGAAUUAUUGGUAUAAGAAGAUGAGUGGUGCAGUACAGUAAUUGCUGUGGUCAGUAGGUCUCCCAAUAAGCUCACAUCUGCAGCGUGGAGGUUUCUCCAUGAGAAAGCUCUGAUUGGUUUAUUCCCCAGCACAUACGCUUAGGAUAACGUGAAGGGUCUGCAGUGGCUGCAGACAGCAGGUCUGAAGGUUUUGCAAGUGGAUUUCAUUUACCCCCAAAAAAUAUGAAACAAAAAAAAUGCAUGCUCUUUUUCUUUUGAGGGAUACAUCUACUAAAUAGAAAAAAAAAAGUAAUGCAGUGGCAUGUUCCUUUAAAGGUUGCUCCACAUCUUUACUCCACAAUGGGACUGUGGAGUUGUAUUCCGCUUCAUGGUACUGCAGCCAAUAUACACAUGUUUUUGAGGGAAUAAAAUUGUAAUUUUAAAGAGCUCAAUGAAUUCGAGUGUGGUACUGUGAUAGGAUGCCAUUUUUGCAAUACGUCCGCUUGUGAAAUUUCAUCCAUGCUAUUAUUCCACAGUCAUCUGUAAGUGGUAUUAUUGGAAAGUAGAGGCUUUCAGGAACAUCAGCAACUCGCCCACGAAGUGGAAGACCAUAUGUCACAGAGCAGGAUCUCAUGAGUGCUGAAGCUCAUGGUGCAUAAAUCUGGCUGAAUCCAUAGCCGAAGUGUUCCUAACCUCCACUGGCAUUAAUAUCAGAACAAAAGCCGAAUGGGUUUCUAUGGCUGAGUAGCUGCAUUCAAGCCUUACAUCACCAAGUACAAUACCGAUCGUCUGGUCGAGUGAUGUAAAGCAUGCGGUCACUGGACUCUGGAGCCGUGGAAACAUGUUCUGUGGAGUGACAAAUUACACUUCUCUGUUUGGAAGUCUGAUUAACGAGUUUGGGUUUGGUGGAUGCCCGGAGAAUGUUACCUGCCUGACUGCAUUGUUACAAUUGUAAAUUUUGGUGGAGGAAGGAUAAUGGUAUGGGGCUGCUUUUCAUGGGUUGGGCGAGAGGAGCCAUGUUUUCAGUGGAGGACAGUAUUAAUGCUGUAGCGUAGUAAAACAUUUUGGACAAUUCUAUGCUUCCAACUUUGUGAGAACAGUUUGGGAAAGGCCCUUUUCUAUUCCAUCAUGACUGUGGCACAGUGCACAAAGCAAGUUCCAUUAAGACAUGGUUGGAUGAGUUUGAUGUGGAAGAACUUGACUAGCCCGCACAGCGUUCUGACCUCACCCCCAUCGAACACAUUUGGGAUGGAACAGAGAUUGUUAGCAAGGCCUUCUCGUAGAAAAUCAGUGACUGACCUCAUAAAUGCUCUACUGAAUGAAUGGGCAAACAUUCCCACAGGAACAAAAAAACUUGUAGAAAGCCUUCACAGAAGAGUGGAAGUUGUUAUAGCUGCAAAGUGGGGACCAAAUAAUAAUUCCUUUUUUGUAUUUUUUUUUUUUCUGUGCAGAGGUGGUUACAGGCAUAUGUCAAGUGCCACAACAGCAUGCAUAAAUUGAGCAUCAGGGUUAUCACAGUGACAUUGGAAAGAAUUGCACAUUUUUGUUUAUAAGUUGGAAUAAGCUAGGAAUAACGGUAGCAUCAAUAAAGUUAGUAACCGUUUGGCAUAGAACAGUAAAACAUUGGGAGAGUAACAUUCUCAUGGCACAUAGCUGUAGCGCAGUGGGAGUGUAGCUGGUGUUGGGGGCACUAGUUGUCGGUAUGAGCAUAGGUAGCCUAGAGUUUUGGCCUGGAGCGUGAUGGUCUGCAGUGUAUGGGCUUGCGCUGGGGUCGUGCUAUGCUGGUGGAAGCCGUGCUGUGUUGCGUGGUGUGAGGUCGUAGCGACUGUGCUGUAGAGCCGGUUCUCGUAUGAUAGUGAUGUGGUACGCUGGUGGCCCAUGUGGUCUGUGAGUGGCUAUAGGGUGUCCAUGGCUGCAAGUGCUAGUGUGGGUGCUCCAUAACAAGAAGUCGCAAAAAAAACUUUAACAAUAAUAUGGUUUAACUGGUUUACAAAUUCAGUGGGUACAGCAAGUGGUGUUGCUGAGGUAUGGUGGUUGGUAAGCCAGGUGACUUCGGGGCUGCUACUUUGGUUGCUGUCACGGCUCGUCUGGGGACAAAUGGGACCACUGUUGUGGGGUUCCAAGUGGAGCCGUGAGCUGGUGUGGUGCUGGUCUCCAAGGGGAGAUGAUAGAUCGAGGGGAUUCCCAGUGUCGGUAGCAGUUCAUUUGCCUCUUGUAUGUCCCGGAUGGUAUAGGCCGCAUUCCCGUGGUUGAUUAGCAGUGUGCGCGAACCUCUCCAAUGGUAGAUGAUUUUAUGCUAGUGUAGGAGGGCUGUAAAGGGUUGGAGUGUGUGUCGCCAUGCCAGAGUGGAUUCCGACAGAUCUGCGUAGAAGGAAAGCUGCAUGUUUUCGAACGGAUAUUGUGAGUGGUUUUGUGUGGUCUUCAUUACCGCCCUCUUGUCCCUGUGGUUUUGAAAAUGAACCAGAAGGUCCCGUGGGGCCGUUGUUGGGACCUUAGCUGCUCGUGGCAAGCGAAACAUGUGUUCUGUGGGCAGUCUGUGUAUUAGUCUCCGCAGUAUGUGAGGGAGCUCAGUCUCCGGUAUCUCCUCUCCGAUGCCUCGGAUUUUAAUGUUCCGGCUGCGACUCCGGUCCUCUAGUGUUGCUAUGCGCUGCUCGUAGGUAAGGUGCUGUAGUUUGAGUUCUUGGACCGUUUGCUACAGGAGUUAUGUUUGUUGCUUGGUGCACUGGGAGUCUGCCUCCAGUGUGCCCAUGCGGCCCGUUAGGCCCUGCAGGUCCUUGCGCAGUUGGGCCAUGUCGGCCUGUAUUGUUAGUCGGAACUCCGCUAGGAGGCCUUUCAUGACUGUGACGGUCACCGGUGAGGAGUCUGGUCUCUGGGGUGACUGGCGGGGUGGUAUCCCGUAUGUGGAUUCUCCAUCUCCGCCUCUGUGGUGAAUUUAUCAGAUACUUCCGAGCCAUAGUCGUUGUAGGCGGCCAUGUUUGGGCCUUGGACGCUGAGCGCUUGCUUCCACAUAUCACCUAUACUUUGGUGUUGCCGCGGGUUGUUGGGAUUUGGCUUUUUAGUUUUGCGGCAGUCCACGGGUCAGUUUAGUGCCGGUUUCGUUGAGAUGGGUUCUUGUUAGCGGGCCCAAAGUGCUUGUUCGCUGCGGAGCUCGCUUGGCAUGUGGCUAUUCAGGUUGGUUGCUUGGCUCCGCCCCAAUGCCUUUUUUGUAUUUUGAAUGCUAAGUCAUAAAAGUCCCUGUUGGAGUAAAGGCCAGGUGUCGCAAUACAUUUAUUCACAUAUAUGUAGUGUUGUACACAUAUGGUGUAUAUCUCUAUCUCAAAGAAUUUCAGGUGCAUACUUAUAUUCUAGAUUGUAUGUUGAUGCUAAAUAUGGUAAAUACCAAUAAACAUUUUUUUUAAUUUUUUAAACCUUUUGGAUCAGAAAUGAUCUAUGAGCAUUAACAUCAAGAUGAUAAAAUUUACUAGCUAUGCCCUGCAUAAGAGUGUAAAGAAUUAAGUGGGUAGAAAGAAAAGAAUGUGGAGUGAGAAGUAAAGAAAGCACUCCCAAAGGGAAUCAAAAAGAAUUGCUUAAACACACAGUCAUCAUUCUGCUCUAGUCAGGAGACUCCAAUUCAGUAGAAAUUGAAUAAAUGCAUGAGUCAUGUCACCUUGCAUCAAAAAAUAACCGUAGGUACACUGGUGAGCAGCACUCUCAAAGAACUUCCUGGAUCCAAUACUGUAGACUCAACAGCAUGGUAGAAUUUUCCUGACCAGCAGGUUUGCAGUUUACAUCACCUCCAUGACUGUGUCGCUCCCAGCUGUCUAUGGCAUCUUUGCAGGACUACUCACUGCACUGACCACUCAGCCACCAUAGCUGACAUCUAGCUUCCCAGCCACUAGUCAACCAGCAACCACAACCUAACCACAGAGCCAAAAAAAAUAAUGCAUGGUGUGACAGGGCACAGUGGAAGGAAAUCUCCACUAAAACCAAAACUCCUCUGUGGGUGAGGUCAUUGGUGGCCCAGGUUGCAGGUAAGAAGAUCAGAUCCAUAUAACUGGAAGUGGUGGCUAGUAAGUCAAAUUUACUAACUGCAUGAUAAAAAAAGCGCAUUCCUCUCUAAAAAUUCCAACGUACCCUUGCCUCAAGAAAGUAUUUUGUAUUGAUUUUAAAUUCCAAAUGAAACGUGCAGACACAAAUAUUUAAAGGGAAGGUAUAGGCACUCAGACUGCUUCAUCUCAUUGAAGUGGUCUGGGUGCAAUGUCCCAGUCCCACUUAGUCCUGCAAUGUAGUACAUAGCAGUUUUUGAGAAACUGCAGUGUUUACAUUGCAGUACUAAGAUGGCCUCUAGUCGCUGUCUAGUGUGCUCUUUGUCAUGCUCUUGCAGCACAGCUCCCUCUUGCUCUGUUUAGUUAUGCCGGUGCCAGAAUGACGUGAUAUCCCUGCAUCAUUGCAGUGCUUGAAGAUCAUGAAGAUUACAGCAUCUUCUCCAUCUCCAUUCUAUUGGUUGUAGAGACUGCCUUUAUACAUUUCUUAACUGUGAUGCCAGUUUCAUUCAUGAGGGGAAAAAAAAAAAUAUAUAUUGGGUUAUGCAACAAGGUUGUACAGCAGCACUCUGAUAAAGUCUCCAUUUCUGUCAAGCAUUUCAUGACAGAAAUUCUAGGAAUUAACAACAAGCACAGUAACUCAGUAAAGGUGCAUACACUAAAAGAGCCACAACAUUAAAGCCACCUACUUAAUAUUGUGUAGGCCCCCCUCAUCCUGCCAAAACAGCUUUGAUGUGGGUAAGCUUGGACUCAAAAAGACCUCUGAAUAUGUCCUGUGGUAUCUGGCACUAAGACAUUAGCAGCAGAUCUUUAAGUUCUGCAGGUUUGCGAGGUGGGGCCUCCAUGGAUCAGAUUUGUUGUUCUAGAACAUCCCACAGAUGCUAAAUUGGAUUGAGAUCUGGGUAAUUUGAACCCCAAAAAAACACCUUGAACUCUUAAUUCCUCUCACCAUUCCUGAAAUUUUUUUGCAAUGUGGCAGGGUGCAUUAACCUUCUGAAAGAGGCCGCUGCCAUCAGACAUGCACCCAUUGCCUUAAAUAGGUGUAUGCGGUCUGCAACAAUCUAUAGGUAUUUGGUACUUGUCAAAGUAACAGCCAUAUCAAAGACCCAUCCAUCCUGGCCCAUGUCAAAGUCACUCCGUGCUUUUUUCUUGCCAAUUUUCCUGUUUCCACCACAUUCAAUUGUAGAUUUUGCUAACAUAGUAAACCUAUAAUUUUAUUUUUAGUAAUGACAGGAGGCGAAUAUUUUGCAUAACUAUCUUUAUUGUAAACUUAAAGCGGCACUGUCAUGCCGAAUCCUGUUUUUUUUUGUUUGUUUUUUUUUAACCCUCCUCCGGCCUCCACUACAUCUAACUAACACCCUAGUCACCCCGAAAUGCCCCUAAGCCCCCCACAUUACCUAUUUUUUAAUCUUUAUUUUCUGCCCCGAUCUUGAUUCAGGGCGCAACCAUCUUUGUGUGGGUAGAUGAAGUCCCUGUGGGACACGUCAUCUGCCCACACUAGAUAGCACUGAGAUUCCCGCACAUGCCCAGUUAAACACCUGGACAUGCGAACGGGAAUUUCAUCUAUUCAUUCAUUCAUCAGACAGACGAAUGAGUGAAUAGAAAGAUCAGCCGUACAAACAAACACUAUGUAUCAGUGUAUGUUUGUUCGUGCAGGUUAUUACAAGGAGGGAGCUACCGGCACUCAGCUCCCUCCUUGUAAUAUGUAAAGAUAGAAGUGGUAGGGAGCAUUGACCCCCAGGUCCCCCCUCACUCUAUGGGGGUCAAUAUGACCCCAAUAAUAGCACAAGGGAGAUUAAAAUCCCCCCAAUGCCCCUACUCGCUAUAGCGCGAGUAGGGGCAUGUCCACUAAACCGUGAGCAGCCUGUGGCUGCUCACUGUAAAAAAAUCAAAACCCCAAAAAAAACUAUUGUCCCCCACCACUAAACGACGGGUGGGGGCCCUAAAGUAAAAAAAGGGGGGAGACCUAUUGUUGCCCUCACCCCUGCGCGGCGGGUGGGGGCCAUAUUGAUAAUGAGGGGGGGGACCUACUGUCCCCCCUGAAGAAAAAGAAAAAACCAGAGCGCCAAAAAAUAAUACAUCUUCACCCAUGGAGGGCUCCUCACAGACUGAGCUCCGCAGGGCGGGGGAAGGCUUAUAAAGCCUUGCCCCGCCCUGCAAUUAGGCUAAGAACACUCUGAUUGGUGGGUUUAAGCCAAUCAGAGUGCUCUGUCAUUUUACACAGCGUGGGAAAAUUCAAAAGAACUUUCCCACGCUGUGUAAAAUGACACAGAGCACUGUGAUUGGAUGGAUUUCUGUUUCGUCUGUUUUAUUGGUGUUUUUUUGUUUUUUUUUUUUGCUCGGGAUUUUUUUUUUUUUUUUUUUGUUCAACGGUUAUGAUGGUUUUUUUUAUUUGGCCUUUUUUGGGCCUGAAAAAUGAAGAUUUGAGAAAAAAGAAGACGUCGAAUGGUAAGUUUAAUUUUAUUUUACAGUUUAGUUAUUUUAUUCCCCCCCCUCACUAUCUUUUUAGGGUGAGGGGGCUAGGUAGGGACUUUUUAUUUGAGUGGGGGGAGGGGGGUGGUGGGUGACUAGGGGCUUGGGGACCCCUAGCCACCUUGGGAAUUGACUUAGGGCCGCCACCCAGGGUGGGGGGAGGGGGACAGUAGGUUUCCCCAUUAUCUUUAUGGCCCCCAUCCUCCGCCCAAAAGAUUGAAGAGUAUUGUUGAGCCACUCCAAACAGCCAGAAGACUGAUGGUUCUCACUGAAAAGAACAGAAAACCAGUGAAAGACAAGCAUAAUGGCGACUUGCCAACGUAAGCACAUACAUUGAAUAUGUAUAUAUCUAUAAUGAUUGUAACAAUAAAACAAAAUUACACAUUAUUUACUAUAUAACUAACCCACUCGUAGAAUAUAACCCAGAAUGUCAAACGAAAAGACACAACCCACAUACAAGCGGCAGAGGCAAGAAGGGUGGGAAUAGGAUGGGAAAAUAUUUGCCUCCUGCCAUUACUAAAAUUAAGAUUAUAGGUACACUACGUUAGCAUAAUCUACAAUUUUAACACAUGGCAGGAGGCUUCAUAUUUAGCAUUUUUAACGUUAAGGGAGUAAAGUAAAAGAAGCAUGAGAAGUUGUUCUAAAGUAAAAGACACGAAAAGUUUCUUCCCGCGACCAAUCGGCGCAACGCUUAAUAAUGUCAGCCAACGAGGCGCCCGACAAGGCUCACAACGCCGCUGUGCCCCUGAUCAAAUGUGCCUCUAAGCCCGAAUUUAUGCCAGCUACUAAGAAAAGUCAUCUCGCAAGGGUCGCAGAAGAGACCGACUUAUGUGGGUGCACAUAUGAAAUAAGGAGUUGUCCAGACUGAGCCCGGCGCAGAGAAGAGGUAACAUCUUAAAGGGAAACUCCACUGCAGAUCCCUUCUCCCUCCCACCUCCCACUCCCCGGUUGCUGAAGGAGUGAAAACCCCUUCAGUAACUUACCAGAGGCAGCGACGAUGUCCCACGUCGCUGCUUCUUCCUCCGCCGCCACUCCUCCUCUGCGUUGCAUCGGCCGGUGGGCAAGACUGAUCCCGCCCACCUGCUGGGGAGACCUAAUGCGCAUGCGCGGCAAUGCUGCGCAUGCACAUUAGCGCUCCCCAUAGGAAAGCAUUGAAAAUGCAUUUCAAUGCUUUCCUAUGGGGAAAUGAGCGACGCUGGAGGUCCUCACAUAGCAUGAGGACAUCCAGCGACGCUCUAGCACAGGUUUCCUGUGUUAUGAUCCAGGAAGUGCCCUCUAGUGGCUGUCUAGUAGACAGCCACUAGAGGUGGAGUUAACCCUGCAACCCUUUAUUAAAAACUGCAAUAAUUACACUUGCACGGUUAAGAGUAGUGGGAGUUGGCACCCAGACCACUCCAAUGGGCAGAAGUGGUCUGGGUGCCUGGAGUGUCCCGUUAACCUCGGGUCAAUAUUGCCGAGAGUUGGAGAAGAGACAACAGGUUAUCAGGCCAAUCCCUCAUGAAACGAAGGACCAUGUCCCAGAGCCGAUACUAUUUCGGAGCGGUUGGACGUGAUAAUCGGAUACCACGAAACAGUCAACAGACGAGUGGGUUCUGCCUUACAGGAAAACUGAGAACUAGGACAUGUGCGUCAGAAAUGGUAAACAUUAAUGGAAUAUGAACUACCUGAGGCGAAUAGUUGCGUCAGGAAAUUCAGUAUGACUGGUAGAGGUGCCAGCUAUCCCACUUAUUCCAGGCAGCAAGGUAACUGUGUCUAGUGCCGGGAGCCCAUGAGUCCCACAAUAGGUCUUUAGUGACCUGCGAUAGGUUGUUGACAUUCCAAGAUCCCCUGAAAUCAUCCACCCUUUUUCUGCUCCUUUGCGGGGAUCCUGCCCUGACCUAGAUAUGACAAGAUGGCGAUCAAAUUCCGGGGUGAUCGCCAUUUUGCCCGGUAGGGAAGGUCGAGGGCAUUCCGUCCGGAGUCUGCCUCUCACCUCCCUGUCAAUGGUCCUGCCGAUCUAGAAGAGGAGGAACCUGUACAGAUGAGAAAGCCGGGACCACUCGGACGAUCUCAAGUUUUGUAUGGUCCUUGGAUUAAACAUUUUCUUGUGCAGCCUGUGAGGGAAGGGGCCUCCUAUAUACGAUUCCGUAACAUAUUUUGACUCUGUGGUCGGAAGGACCAACCAUUCAUCCCCACCGCCAGAUGCAGAGUCUUUGGCCCGCCAUUCGUCCAAGAUGUCUAGGCCAGCAGCACGGAAGUCAUUGUCCUCCUCCAAGGAUAUCACAGGGGGUGGUGGUUCUCACACCGCUAAUCAUUUAGGGCGUUUAGCCAUAGUAGUACUCUUGGCCUUAGUGGGCAAGGUUGUAACUCCUUUCCUGUGGUGUUUGACACGGUCGGUGUAUCAGCGUUGGAGACAAAUGAGCCUACCGUGUCAUCAUCACACGGAGGCGGCAUACCUACGGCUUGUGAAGAGACCUCAGGAGGAGGUUGCGUGAGGAAUUUUGGAGAGUGCCUUCUCCAUUGGUUAGGUUGGUGAGUCACUCAUGUCAGAGUGUAGAGUCCUUCUCACAGCUGUACCAGACAGUCUGCACAAACAGGCACCAUAAAAGUUCAAUUGUAUACACUGUAUACCACCCUCUUUAGGUAAGACAAUGGCAUAAAGUACAUAAAUGAAGUAAGCGCCUCCAUCUGAAAUCCUUGAUACAGUAGAUAGUGUAAAUCACUGAUAGGUGCCUUUUAUUGAAUUAUUAUUAGGACUCACCACUCACAGCCAGUUGAAACAAGCGGCUAAUAUAUGCAAGGGAUUGGUACCCUUAAUAUAGGGAGAUGCUGGUAGCCUCCAUUAGUUGAGGGGGCUCACCCCUAUAGAAUAUCAUAUGGCACAUGGCCAGAAUAGGAUAUAUGGGGGCUCUUGUGGAUUAGAAGACCAGAAAUUAGUAGCCAGUCUAUGUUAUCUGGCCUGACAGGGAGUUCCCUGGUCAGUACAAUCGGGGUCACCCGGUGUAAGAUCAAUGUCACCAACCACUGAGACACGAUAAGUAGGUGUUGUAUAAGGUGUGCAGGUUCACCCGUCACUGCCAGUCGUUAUGAGCAGCCUGUAUGUCUGGGGCUGAAACCCUGAAUUGGGGGGAAAGCGCUGAAAACCUCCAGAGGCAACAGGGUAGCCAGAUGCGCCCAGUAAGACUGGGUAGGUACCAAGGUAUGUCGGAUCACCGUCCGUUGUGACCAUGUGUAGGCAAUCCCUCAGAGAGAGUUAAUGGUACCUAUAAUAGGGGUGUAGCCCUACGUGGUUCCAUUUUGUGUGGUGUAUGGGGACAAGGGGCUUGUCCCAAUAGUACUGUAGGGGUACACCCCUUUGUUCAGUAGUUCAGAUUUCAGAUUGCACAAUCAGUCAAGGCACAUUAGAUAUAUUUUAAUCCUCACAACUGUAAUUGCAGUGAAUACAAUCAAAGAUAUUUGUAAAAUCCUAAAUUGUCGAAGCACCUGGUGAGUAGGUGAAAUCCUACAGGGUCCUGUGAGCAUGAAGUUGAAUUCCGUUUAGUCAGAGGUCCUAGACAGUCCGUAUCUAGCUCUGUAAAACCGCAAGAUGGCGGCAAAAAAAUACCUACCCCCUAAUCCUGACCCAGUCUGCAAAUGCGGUAGAAAAAUGUGCUGCAACCGCAGCAAAAUCGCCUGUCGCUGCCCGAGAGGGAGCUAGGCCUAAACCAAAAGGCAGCUCCUAUUACAGGAUGAAUAACAGAAAUGAGCACAAAUGUAAAAUAGGGUAUUAAAUAAAAAUAACGAGCCAGAUACUCAAUAGGAGGGUGGUACAGCUAGAGAAAGUAAAAAUAAGUAGGAUAAAGCAGAAUAGAGUCACAAUAAAGAUCAAACCGUAUAAACAUACAGAGAGAGCAAAUACUCUGACCUGUUGCAGAAGAAGCAGCAAAGAAAGAGGAAGAGGCAGGAUCACACUGCCUGUUACAUACUUGUGUCUUUUGUUCUGAUUUAUUUAAACGUUAUGAUUGAUAUUUGCUGCUGAAGUUUACAGUAAAGAAAGUUUAUGCAAAAUAUGAAGCCUCCUGUCAUGUGGUAAAAUUCAUGAAAGCAUUGUAACAAUCCAUGUUCUUUGCCUCACAUGUGAGUGGUUUUAAUGUUGUGGCUAAUCGGUGUAUGGGUAUCCUCUGUGCAAUGUAUCUAAUCUAUAAAGUAUCCCAUUUGAACAGAAACUGCUUGAGGAUAAAUAACAAAAACACUUUUAUUUUACAUUGGGUGUUUGGUGUUUUUGUGGUAAGUACAACUAACCAAUAACCAUUUACAUUUGGGUUCAGAUUUUUUAUUUUAAUUUUAUUUUUUUGUGGAAAACUAACGUUUGAAUGAUCGUUUGCUGAUAUCUAUUGCAUUUUUCUAGGUUCUGUUGGAGCCACUAACAUGAAUGAGCAUAGCUCUCGAUCUCAUGCUAUCUUCACAAUUACUAUAGAAUGCAGUGAAAAGGGUGCUGAUGGAAACAUUCAUGUCCGCAUGGGAAAGCUUCAUCUUGUAGAUCUUGCAGUAAGUAUUUCUUUCUCUCUCGUUCAACUACAUGUACUCGUCCUCUUUGGGGGACCUUAGAAAAUUUUCCAUAUUCCGUUGUCUUUACCUAGGAUUUUUAGAAAUGUAGAUGUAUGUGAACCUAUCAUAGAGUUAAGCAGCUGGAAAGGUAAAAUUAGUGUGUGUGUGUAUAUGUGUGUGUGUAUAUGUGUAUAUAUAUAUAUAUAUAUUACACAAGAUCCAGCGCACUCACCUAUCCACUAAACAGCAACUUCAAUGUUGAAAGAUUUUAUUAGUUUUUUAAAAACUCCUAAUCUAGGCAAAAAUAAUGGGGGUUUAGUUACAUUAUAUGAUCAUACAUUGCAUAAGCCUGUCACAACGUCAACGUACCCCAUCUUUGGCAGGUCCUACACUAACAGCCUAAUGUCUGCUCUUAUGAGAUUAACCCACUUACUUGAGGGAAAAAAUUUUUUCCAUCUGGGGCUCUCUGCAGUACAAGGCUAAAUAGGGCCCUGGGAUGAGGUACCUGUGACAGGGAGGGGUGCAAAACCAAGGAGUUGGCUAGACUCCCUAGCAGAAGGCUGACCUCAUCAGAAGUGGUGGCCUGAUCCAGUCACAAUGCUUCCCCAUAGGAUUGGCUGAGACUGACAAAGAGGCAGAUCAGGGGCAGAGCCAGCAUGAUUCAAACACCGCCCUGGCCAAUCAGUAUCUCCUCAUAGCGAUGAAUUGAAUCAAGGAAUCUCUGAGGAAAGUUCAGUGUCUGCAUGCAGAGGGAGGAGAUACUGAAUGUUUGGAUGCAUUUUAGGCAGCCCAUGACCCAGGAAGGAUCUCUAACAGCCAUCUGAGGAGUGGUCAGUGAAGUUAUCACUAGGCUGUAAUGUAAACACUGCAUUUUCUCUGAAAAGACAAUGUUUACAUCAAAAAGCCUCAAGGUAAUGAUUCUACACACCAGAACAUAUUCAAUAAGCUGUAGUUGUUCUGGUGGCUAUAGUGUCCCUUUUAAAGAAAUACUCUAAGCAAUAAAUCAUCUUAAGCCCAAUAAAACAGUUUUAAUAUAGAGAUCAUCACCCCUGCAGUGUCACUGCUUAAUUCUCUACCAUUUUGGAGUUAUAUCACUUUGUUUUUCUUUAUGCAGUUUUAGCCAAACCUCCCUUGUCUGUGACCCACACAGUUUACAUAAAAAAAAAAAGGUUUCAUUUUCAAUCAGUACAGUACAGUACAGAAAGCAGGCUAUUAACAGAGUAGGAGAUAAGAAAUUCUAAAUUUAAACAGACUGCUCAAUAAAGGAUGCUGCAGAAUUAUAUUUCUCUGUACAUGAAAUGUGUAGGGAGUGUGUUGGUCACAUGCAGAAAGGUGUGCCUAGGGCUCCAUAGAAAGUUAUUAAACUCCUAAAUGGCAGUGAACCGAGCAGUGAGACUGCAGGGGCAUGGUCUAUGCCCCCAAAUCGCUCCAUUAAUCUAAAUUUGUUUUGGUGCUAAUAGUAUUCCUUUAAUUGGCUUUGACAAAUGGAAAUUCAAAAAUCUGCAUGCUCCAAAACUUAUCAGAAUUCAAAGCCAUCCAGUGAAAAGGGCUUGUCUUGUAUGAAUGUUAGUGAUAUUAAAUGAUUGUCUGCCAGAGCAUAGUAUGAAGUAGUAUUGAGGACUUUGGUUAGCUGUGGGGGACAUUUUACCUUAAUUCACUCAUCCUUAACUAAUGUUCUUUGUUUUUCAGGGCUCAGAGAGGCAAGGAAAGACUGGGGCAACUGGGCAAAGAUUAAAAGAGGCCACAAAAAUUAAUCUAUCCUUAUCUACACUAGGAAAUGUUAUCUCUGCUUUGGUUGAUGGAAAAAGCACUCAUGUACCUUAUAGAAAUUCAAAACUUACUAGACUGCUACAGGAUUCAUUGGGCGGAAACUCAAAAACUAUGAUGGUAGGCGUUAUACUGUGGGUUUUUUAAAUCUACUAAUCUACUACAAUUGUUUCUUUCUGUGUGUAUUAUAUAUUCAUCUAUUUGACACACUAAAUAUAACCGUCGUGGAAACCUGUCCUAGAGUAUUAAGCAAGUGAAUAUCUUAAUUUUCCUUGUCUACUUUAUUUUGCUGAUAUUUUAGGACUGGAACCCCCGGGGCUACUUGACCCCCCAUAGGGAAAGCAUUGGAUUGGCUAAAAUUGUUGCGAGGGAGGUGCCAAACACCAUUUUGGUCAAUCAGCACCUCCUCAUAGAGAUGCGUUUAAGCAAUACAUCUCUAUGAGGAAUAUUCAGCGUCCCCAUCCACAGCGUGGAGACGCUGAACAGCACUGCUCCAGGAUUCACCUCCAGAGGCCAUCUGAGGAGGUGUCCCUUGGGGACUCUGAAAAGGCACUGUUUGCAUGAAAAAGCCUGCAUAUAAUGAUUAUACUCACCAGAACAACUACAUAAAGCUGUAGUUGUUCUGGUGACUUAGUGUCCCUUUAAUGUUUGUUGCAGUCAAACUUAUCUUUGACGUAUGUGACAUCCAUGUCAUGUCAAAGUUUGUUAGGAAGUAUUACAGAGCAAAUACUCUCAAUUUGGAUUAGUUUACAAUUACCCUGUAUAAUAAAGGCCUAAUUGGGAGGGAUUAUUAUUUUAAAUUAAAGUAUACUGUUCGUCCUCUCUUAUAUGAAUAUUGAUGUUUAUCUUUAGUGCGCAAAUAUCGGGCCAGCAGAUUACAACUAUGAUGAGACAAUCAGCACUUUAAGAUAUGCAAAUAGAGCGAAAAACAUCAAAAAUAAAGCUAGAAUCAAUGAGGAUCCCAAAGAUGCUCUUCUACGCCAGUUUCAGAAAGAAAUUGAGGAUCUUAAAAAGAAACUUGAGGAAGGUAAUGUUGGCGAUGGAUAGUUUUGUUUUUUUUUUUUGUUUUUUGUUUACAAGAUUUAACCGAAAAUAUGUAUUAAUCAAAAUGUAGAAUUGAAGAAAUAUGUGCUGGUGAGAAUUUAAAGUAUAUUUGUAAAGCAAUCUCUUUAAUCAUCUUUAGGAGAAGAAAUAUCAGGCUCUGAAGAUAGUGGUUCAGAUGAAGAUGAUGAUGAAGAUGGGGAAAUUGGAGAAGAUGGAGAAAAGAAAAAGAAAAGAAGAGGUAAAAGAUAUUAAAAUAGUUAUAAACCGUUUGUCCUGUACCUUUUAAAAGUAUUUUAUCUGUUGCAUUAACUAGUUUUCCUGGCUCUAUAGGGUCUUUAUGUCCCCCACCACCCUCAGGGUCCCACUUCUGCUGGGCUGAAGGGGUUAAACACUUACCUUUCUCCACCACCGGGCUCCCUCUGCUCUGGGGAACUCUCCUCUCUCAGCCGACAUCAGCGCCAAAUGCGCAUGCGCGGCAAGAGCAAUGCUUUCCUAUGGACGUCCAGCAUCUUCUCACUGUGAUUUUCACAAUGGGAAGCGCCUCUAGUGGCAGUCAGUGAGACAGCCACUAGAGGCUGGAUUAACCCUAUUGUAAACAUGGCAGUUUCUCUGAAACUGCUAUGUUUGCAGCUGCAGGGUUAAUACUAGAUGGACCUGGAACCCAGACCACUUCAUUGAGCUGAAGUGGUCUGGGUGCCUAUAGUGGUCCUUUAAUAGUUGCCUGUCCUUGAAUUUGUAACUUACACAGAACAAACCAUCUGAGAUUUUAAAAUGCCACUCUGAGCAAAGAAUCAUCUUCUAUGGAAUUGAUGGGUAGUUUGUGUGUUGAUGUAGGAGGUUGUUAUUAUUAUUAUUUUUUUUUUACUUCUCUCCAUCUCUCACAUCUCUUCUUUUGCUGUUAAAAAUAAAACAAAUCACCUUUUGUUUGCAUAGCACUUUCUUUGUCACUUUUUACAAAAUCACUUCCUGCUUUGCUUCUAUUCUUGAGUACAUACUGAGCUCAGCCAAUCUGAGAUCGGUGACAGAGCUGAACUGCUGGAAGACAGGCAGACUAAAAAAAAUGCGAGAGGGGAGACGGGGUUAGGUUUAGCAACUAUCUGUUUAUAUUUUCCUCUGCCUUGGUGGGGGGGGGGGGAUUUUGACCUGUGUGUUCCUUUAAACAAAUACAUUGUUUGACCCCAAAUUCGUCUUGGCUAGUGACAUCCAUGUUUUAAACCAAACGAAGACUGUCAUACAGUAUUAAACCUAAUUGAAGUGUGUAGUGUUUUUCUCAAAUUAGACUGUUCAAACCAACUGCUGUCCCACUGUCCUUCAUGCAGCCAACUGAGGCGGGUUGCCAAGUGUCCAGUAUAUGACCUGCUGGUGGUGUGUUUUAUUCUUUUAAAAAAAUGUUAUUACCCUUUUUGCCCCUGUGCAAGGUCGAGCAGUGUCCUCAUAAAGUCCUGAGAGGCUCUUGCUUCUCAUAGGACUUUCAAUUAAGGAUCUAAUGCACAGCGACACUCCUUUACGUACUGUGUAGGCUCCUCAGAGGAGAGUCUUGUGAGAAGGAAGAGCCCAGCCUGUCUGGACAUCACUUAACAAUGCAUCAAUUAAUAUGUAGGACAGGUGGUGAUGAUAAAGAUUUGUGGAGGUAGUUUGCAUGUGUCCUACUGUUCUUUCCACCUCUUUAUGUACAAAUGCGUGUAUCUGUGAAUGAAAGGGGGCUUUAAAGCCCCAUGCUUAAUGUUAGUAAAUUUAGUGUAGGAUUAUUAUGGCAAAAGGCUAAAUAGUGGGUGCAGGAUUGGGGUUACUGCUGCAUUUAUGUGUGUGUGUCCUUGUUCUAGUUUCUGGGCAUCUGUUAGUACAGAUCUGCAGCCCACAUGUGAGAAGACGAUCUGGCCAGUUGCCCCAAUAAAGUUGAGUUUAAAACCCCUGGUUUAAACUGUUGAUAAGCAAGUCAAUUUUAAAAUACAUUUGGUAUUUGUAUACAAGUUGGUUUUCAAGGGAGAGUAAAGUAAAAGAACUAUAUUAAAAAUAUUUGCUUAAUCUGAUAAGUCUCCUAUGAGUACAUUUUAAAAAUUGGAUGAAUAAUUGAUUGCAAAAUAGCUAAGAUUAGAGUUAUCAUGUAUAUGCUUUAGAAGAUCUUAGCAGUUUAUAUUUCAAUCUGUUACCACAAUGAAGUUUGUUGCUGAUGCAGCUUGAGAUAUUGGUAAGAAAAGGGCUGCUUAAAAUAGUUUUUGGUUCAGAUAUGUAUGUAUGUAAUUAUUAUUGCGUUUAUUUUGUUAGUCACUUACCAAGGGACUUUGCUCUACUUAAUACAAUAGAAAGACUAUGUCUGGAAGGCUUUCCCCUGUAAGCAAUAUUGUAUUUCAAUUUGAAUUCAAAAUGCCAACUUUUUUUACUUGACAACAACUUGAUCGAAAACAUCACUAUCUUAAUUGGCUGUCAACCUAUUUAUUUCAGUUGCUCAUCAGUUUACAUAAAAGCAAUAUUCCCAACAUGUGUGCCUUUUCAUGAUCUAUGUUUUCCAUGCUGUUUUCUGGGCCAUCUCUUUGUCCAGGUAGUAGCAGCAGCAGUAGCAGCUCAGACUCCACAGUGAUAGAAAGACCAGUGGAUAAGUACCUGCCUAGUGAGUGGCAGCUCCAGCUCCUAAGCUGUAUGAGAAAGCUAUGGCUUACUAUGUCCUUUGCUCCCCGUUUAGUUGCUGCACUGCUAUCUGUUAUCAAAGCUGUUUGGAUAUCCCAAUGCAUGCCUUUGUUUCACAUUCCAGUAUGGUUUGAUAGCUUUACUGUUGAAGAUGAGCAGCGGUGUUUGGUUCAUGAAAAGUUUUUACUAGCACUUUUAUCAACUCGAGACCCUACUUAACCCAGUGGUUUGCUGUUAGGAACCUGUUUAACUAUUGGAUAAAGGAAGCUAUCUCUAAAAUACUGUAUAGAUUGAAGUAUGUUUGAAAUUACACUGAUGUUUCUUUCAGUGAACAUUGGAACAAUAUAACCACUUCUCUAGCACAGAAAGGUUUGCUGGAAAAAAAAUGCUUCCUAAAUUCACAUACUUUUAUCUACCGCUAGAAGUAUUGCAAUAUCAGAAUUUACAUAUUUACACUGUAGUUUAUAUAGUGUCUGAAUGUUUUUUUUUUUUUUAUUUUCUUACAUAGUUGCACGUGCACUUAGUGAUUUAGAGUAGAGGCAAGUACAACCAAAUGGUUACUCCAAGCAGCAUGACUACUUAGGAGACUUGAAGUAGUCAUGGUUCUCUGUGAAACUCUCACAUACUGAGUGUAACCACUUGGUUGCUGGACAUGUAACUCCACCUCUUACCGCGUUCUAGAAGUGUCAUUAGCCAGCCUGGAACAAGAGCUGGCUAAUGUCAGUUCUGUGCAAUGAAAGCAGUCAGCUGAUUCUCUCAGCCAAUUAAUGGCGACUGGUUCAACUUGCAGAAGAGCUGCACAAGCCGGAAAUAUGUCGCCAGACAUGAAAGGAGUCUCACAGCUUGGUGGUCACCGAGGUAAGAUGACAAACCAACACUAAAUGGUUUGCCCCAUUACUGCAGGAGACAGAUCAUAGUAUUUCAGGCAUCGUAAUCACAGCGGGCUGUAGUGGUUAUUAUUCUUGGAGUAACAGUUAUGCUGAUUUUAUAAUAAUCAAAAUAUAUGAAACAAGAUCUCCAUACUCUAGCAGUUGCAGGGGAAUGCAAGACAUGUAGAUAUAUCUAGGCAAAGAUGCUGAUUUAUUAUGAAGGUGAUGUAAAGGAGGAAGAUGUAGAACUAUGCCACAACAUUUGUCUAAUGGGUAAGUUGUGUGCCAGAAGGCCAGACUUUCAUAGCUCUUUUUGGGAUCCAAUCCCUGACUCCAAAGAGGCAAAGUUCCCUGCUAUUGCUAUUUGUUGAACUUGUGUAUGACCCUCUGUAAAUAUCUGGAAUGAUGCAAGCAUGUUCUGUAUGCAUAUUGGCUACCUCUUGCUUUAAUUCAGUACUACAACAUGAGAGAGUAGAUUUAAGUAUUAGCCUUUUGGCAAUAGAUAGAUAUAAUAUAUUCAAUGAUUUUAACUCCCCUUUUAAUAAAUGUAAUGUGAUCUAUGAAAAUUUCUCAGACUUGUCAAGAAAGCCAUGUGCAUGUUUUUGUCUUGUAAAUGUUUUCCAGAAUUAGACCAGCACACGAUUUGUGAUAUGUUUGGAACACUCUUUCUGCAAACAAUUAAUUGCUGAACUCUUAACAGAUCUGUUAUUAAUACUGCAUGUAUACCUGAGCACUCUUGCUUUGCCCCUAUCACUCACCUCAUCUAGUAUUUUUGUCUAAUGACUAACUACUUUUUAAAUAAGCACUUUCUACUUAAAAUUUUGCUGCAAUAUAUAUGCAAUGCACACAAUGCAAAUUGUGAUUAUAUUUAUAUUCAUGUAAUCCUCUAGUUAGAAAUAAACAUUUAAAAAUAUAUAUAUACAUUUUGCAUAAUGCCGUGGGAGUAUUUUUUUGGCUUUAACAAUUAAUUGGCCAACCAAAUGUUUUAAAUUUCGUAAAUCACUGUAAUGUUAAUUUUAUGUUAAUCCAUCAUUAUGCAUUUAAUUUUUGGGGCUCUCGAGGCCCCAAUAACCUUGAAGAGAGCAAAUUACUUAAUUUUAUGCAGCAAUAUUUAUGACCACUUAUACUGCUAUGUAGCAAGAUUAGACAACCUUUGGAUCACUAUUUGAGAAGAUUUUUUUUUUAAUCAAAGGAUGUCUAAUCCUGGCUAUUGUGAAGUCUAAAAACCUCACAUUUGUGUUGCCACAUGCUAUGCCUACAACAUUGGCCACAUGUUAUUGCAUACAUAUGUUGAUACAACAUGAAAUAACAGGAAGUGAUAUAAUGUUGUCUUUCUCCUCUCUUCAUGUCAAUGCUGCCAACCUACAAAUUAUUUGCUUCAUCCACUUUAUGCAAGAACAAGCAGGUUGGUGUUAAUAGGUUUUGACCUCAACCUAUCAAAUUUUAAAGAUUGCCUUUUGUGAUCUUUAAAGAGUGAACUUUUAGUUCUUGAGUAAUGUAAAUGCACUCUUGAACAAUAAUGUUUACAAUAAUAAUUCCUAAUAGUUUUAACUGGAAAAAAAAAAACACUUUGAAUUUAUUGUAAAUGUAAGGUACCAGUGGAAAAGUACACUCCCUAAAACAGUACAAUUUAUAUUUAAAAUAAGCUACUAAUAUUGUUCUCUUCGUGUUGAUGUGACAGUAACAUGCAUAUUUCUGCUUGCUAUUUAUUCCGCUUUUAAUGUUUAUAAAGGAGAUUUGUUAUAUAAAGUAAAACAUGCUUUUUUAAUGCACUCUAGGGUUUCUAAUAACUUUGUAUAUCCUGUUUGAUACUAAUAGGGGUUCACAAAUAAUGUUUUCCUAAAAAUCUGGAUUGGUUCUAAUCAGUCUUGCGAUGUAAUCACUGAUAUAUAUGCCGUGCUGUCACAGGCAAGAAGAAGGUCUCCCAUGAUAAAAUGGUUGAGAUGCAAGCGAGAAUUGAUGAGGAAAGGAGGGCACUUGAAACAAAACUUGACAUGGAAGAAGAAGAACGGAACAAAGCAAGAGCUGAGCUGGAGAGGAGGGAGAAAGAUUUACUAAAGGCACAGUAAGUAACUUCACUAGUUCUGUUAAGAUGACCUACUGCUUCCACAGUGUAAUGAACUUGUUGGCCAGAAAUGGGAGUCAUUGACAAGCACCUGAUUCAGUAAUUCUGAAUGAGAUGAAAAUGGUCAACCCAAUGGAUAACAUGUUUUUUUUUUUUUUUUUUCUUCUUCUAAUUGUUAGUUCAUGUUUAAUGGAUUGCCAUGCUGUCUGAAUACACAUAUAUUUCAGCUAUAAAUAAAUGCUGUCUCUUUAUUUGUGCAAGUGGUUAAAAAGCUGAAAUAGAACCUAGUUAGCUUCAUUUUCUUAAAGUGGAACUGUCACUUAGUUGUCACUGUUACACCAUGGAAAUAAAACCACUUAAUAUAACUAGAAUUGUCUGUCUUUUUGGUAUCUUCAAUACAUAUAUUUUGCUAUCAAAUUGUUAUGUAGAUUAUAUUCCUUAUUCUGUUGCAUGCUGUGAAAGUAUAAAUCUAAAAAUGUUGAUUUUUAAUCAAGUGGGUUUAUUAAUUGAUUAAACAUUCAAGCAGGGAAGAUAGGAGACAGUCAUUCUGAGUAGGUUUGGCUUAUAACAGAUAUUUUUAUACAAACUGGGCUGGAUUUGUAAUGGCUUACACUCCUUACUGAAUAGAAAUUUCCUAAUUUCAAUUAAGGGCUUACUUCAGUAAGUUAAUAAGCCCUUACUCUGCCAAGAGAAUCCAGCCCAAUAAAUAUAUAUGAGAAAUAUAAGAUAAGCCUUAAGGUCCUAUCUUAAAAUGUAGAGUACAUAACAAAGGAGAAGUCAGGAAGUUAGAUAAUGUACUUGUUCGUGGUUCCGAGUAGGUGUUAAACUGUUUUAAACAGUUUAACAUUGGAUGAGGCUACCUGUCUCUGCUGCUCAGGCUAGUGCUCUUAAAUCACCCUGAGCAUCGGUGGAAGGCAUUGAUUGACCGAGAGCACCUUAUCCAUACCUCUAGUUGUUGAGGACCUUUGCUCAGCAUUAAACCUGAACUGUGAGAUGGCACCAUAACUAUUCAUUAAGGUGAAGUGGAUAUGGUACCUCGACUGUCUAUUUAGAAAUUGGAAUGCUUUUAGCAUGUAGUGUACCUUUUAAUAGCAUACUUAAUUCCAUAUCGUUAUUUUAAUGUUCUACAGGCAAGAGCAUCAAUCACUCCUUGAAAAGCUGUCUGCUUUGGAAAAGAAAGUUAUUGUUGGAGGAGUGGAUUUGCUUGCCAAAGCAGAGGAACAAGAGAAGCUUUUAGAAGAAUCUAAUUUGGAGCUUGAAGAGCGUAGAAAGCGAGCUGAAAAACUUCGGAGAGAGCUAGAGGAAAAAGAGGUAAUUACUUUUAAAGGACACUCCUGGCAUAAACACAACAUUGUUUUGCAUGCUGAAAACAUCAUAUAUUUUUUGCAUAAAAAAAACCAAAUGUUUUGCAUGAUUCUGCAGUAUAAGCCUUCCUCUGUAACCCUGCCCCCUCGAACCAGAAAAAUACUUCUUUAUCAAAUGCACGCGCAAGGCACAGCCACUGAUUGUACUGAAUGAUCUGAACUACAAAGCAACCUGCAUUAGAAGGAAGGAUACCAAGGGAGACUUCUAGAAAGGAUAUCACUACCAUUAUAAUUUAUCUGACUGCAGCAUGGUUGUAAAUCAAAAGCAGAUCGUUCAGUGCUGUUGGGGCUGAGAAAUUGUGCACACAUUUCAUAAGGGAUUCUUUCUGGAAUGAAGGGGCGUGGCUAAGGAGGCAGACAUAUGGUGCGGCUUUCUUCAAAGAUUUGAACGUGAAAAAAUACAGCAUAUUAAUGACACCAAAAUCUAUCAAAUGCAUUAAAGUUGUAUUUGUGCUCAGAGUAUCCCUUUAAGUAACUCAUUUGUGUGUGAGAACAUGGAUUGACAACAUACUACUUACCAUUAAAAAGUUCUAACAAAUGAAAAAAACUAAACACAAUACACUAUCUACAUUUAAAAAACCCCAAAACAAAGUAUGUACUCAUUGAAACACAAAAUUCCUGUUUGUGUAGAUCUAAGGAAGUAAUCUAAAGCAUCCAUGCCCAAUGGCCAUGUAGGGGUGGAGUGGGUGGUUUACUAGCACACUUAAAUAUAUGCACAGUAGACUCCUGGCUAUAAAGUUAACCCCUAAUUGCACUUAAUGCCUAUUAAAUAGAGAAACAAAGACAGCCAAACCUAGGCCAAAUAAUAAGAAGAAAAAAGUGGCUGAAAUACAACUAAUAAAUGAAAAUGCUUCCAGAGUAAUAUAUGAUGACCGCAAGUGUUGUACUUAUAAGAAUACUUCGGGUCACACAACAUUGGUAUACAUAGAUAAUGGAGUUUAACCUUUGGAGUUCUCACUAUAAAAAACAUUUUUCCAAAGGGCAUAAACUUUACACAAAAAUUUAACACAGUGGCACACCACUAUAUAAAUCCAACAAUAAAACCUAUUCCAACAUGUCAUUAAAGACCAGAUAAAUAUGCAAACAUAAAUACACAAUUACAAGAUCAACCGACUGGCAGUCCAAUAGUAUACAAUCCAAUUGUAUACAGAAUUAGUAGGGUGAAAAUGCAUACAUACAAUGAAUUGCAUACCAGCAGGCCUUAGAUUAAAAAAAAUAAAAAUAAAAAAAGGAGGGGAACAAAACAGAGGUCAUAACACAGAAUCAAUUAUUUUGUGUUUUUGGUAUCUGUUUAACCUGCCCAAGCAUUGGCAGAGAUCAUUGAGUGAUAGAGCUGCACACUGGAAACCAGUGCUGUGAUGGACAACAAGAAAGUAAAAUAACUUUUCAAAUUGUUGGUCCAGUCAACUAAACUGUGACUUGGGCAUUAUAGCGUUAGGAAUACAAAUGUGUAUUCCCAACGCUAUAGUGUUCCUUUUAAGUGUGUUACUGCCCUUUCUACCCGAUGAGGCCAUUGUGCAUAUAAUGGUUCAGAUAGAACUUCCUUAGACAAAGGAAACCUACACUAACAGGAUUUAUUCCUUUUAAUGUGCAUAUAUGGUUUUUGUGUUGUGUUGUGUUGUUUUUGUGUUGUGAACUUUAAUUCAUGGUAUUUAAAUAAAGGUUGUGUUCUAACUGAUUAAUGACAAGUUUUUGUACCACUACUUGUUCUCUUUUGAUCUAAAAUUUUACUUUGGGCAUAGACCCCUUCUUAUUUAGGUAGCUUCAAUGUGUUGUUGUGACUUUGACCUUUCACGUAUACAAUGUAAUAUAGUAGUUGGCCUUUGUUCUCCUUUCAUAAUCUCUACACAUAAUCUAUGUUGUAAUGUAAUUUGAAGCCAUUUGUUGGUUGGGGAAAAUAAACGAAUAUGUCUGCCUAUAUAGAUGAAGUAUCCAAAAUGAUGGCUGCACUCCUCGGUCUUCAUUAAAAUCCAAGUAACUUUAUUAGAUAUACAUUAAAAUAUAGAUCAACGUUUCAGCCCCACACUGGGCUUUCCUAAACCCAUAUAGAUGAAUAUACAUUUUAGCUGUGUUAUUCCAGUAAUACAGGUGUAAAAUAACAAUAAUUAAAAAUAAACUACACUUUAAUUGAAAUUCUAAUGCAGUCUCAAUCUAUAUAUCCUGUGAAAGAGCACAUUCAUUGGGGAAAAUAUGUUUAAAGAGAAACUUUAUUUAGUCCUCUGAGUGCACGUCAGUGGAUUUUGUACUUGGCUGGAGUUAAAAAGCACCAAGGCAAGUACACGUUUGUACAGAAAUCAGACAUUUUACCUGCUUCUGAAAUAAUGCAUGAACUAAUAUUUUACUGUGUCAAAACUGUUUUAGUAUCACUGCUUUAAUGCAUUAUGGAUGGAUUGAAAUGGGUGAUCAAGUGCCUUUAUUAUGUCAAAUAAUUUUUUUUUUUUUGUUUUUCCAACUUUUAUUGUUAUGAUUAGCAAACUGUUCUUAUUUGCCUUUUUACUUACAGCAAGAACGUUUAGAUAUCGAGGAGAAGUAUACAAGUUUACAAGAGGAGGCUCAGGGUAAAACUAAAAAACUAAAGAAAGUGUGGACUAUGCUAAUGGCUGCUAAGUCUGAGGUUAGUUAUGUUUAGCUCUGCUACCUUUUCUUGUUACAGGUUUACUUUGUAUUGUAUGUCUGUUUUGUAGGUUCAGUGGGAAAAUGAAUGGUUGUUUUGAUAAGGGAAGAGAGCAGGGUGUUUAUAUUUUUUUAUAAUUCCUUAUUUUUGUUCUGCAUGCUGAUGACACAAGUUGCACAAUAUACGCGAAGUAGCAAAAGAAAAGGUAACCAGAUACAAUACAUGUACAUAAACAAAAGCACUUUUUUUAAAUUUUUUUUUUUUUUUAAAGAAAGGUGUUAAGCAAGAUGGAGAUAGUGCAUUUGUAGGAGUAAGAUGUGUCAUUUGUACGAGAUUAGGUAGGUAAUAGGAUUCGCUGGCCCAUGCUUUGAAGGCAUGGCAUUUUCGACUAGUUCCCAGCUUUUGCAAGGGUGAGAUAGCUAUAUAGGAUACAUAAACAAGAUCUCUAGGCUGGAAGUGAGUGUUUGUGACAUAUUGCAGCUUAUUAAGGAUAGGCGCUAGAGUAUUGCAGUGCCCAGUUAUGCCUUCGUGGGCUGGGCAAUCGAUAUUGGUGGGGGGUAGCCGGUACCAAGAGGUUUUGGCGAUGCGUUUUGUAAUUUUAAUAAUUGGAUAGCAAUAUACAUUGUGAUACACUCACACUCUCUCUCUAUCUAUCUAUCUAUAUAAUAUGUGUGUGUAUGUAUGUAUAUGCCUGGAGCCCAUGCACCUUUAAACCUUACAAGGCUCUCUGGCUGACAGAACCCAGGCCCUCACAGGAGAUAUGGCUUAGAUGGAUGUUACACACGCCUUAGCCAUACAAGCAUUGAGCAGUUGCAACAAGCCAAGAGUGGUCAGCUGAUCCUUUCCUACAAUCACUGCUACCAUCACUGAUUGAGCUAAUACACAUCAGCCAGAUCUGCAAAGAGGGGAUCAGCUUUAGACAGAUUAGGACUCACAUGCAGUGUUAAACCAUUUUAUAACACUGUAACACUGAACAGAGGGACAGGGCCUAGAGUCUCCUGGCAUUAUAACCAUUUCUGUGAAUUGAAGUGGUUAUAGUGCAUAGUGUCACUUUAUGCACUGUAGAAUCUAGUACUGUUUGAUCAUUAGCAUUUUGCUCAUGAAUAAAAACUUAAGGUAUAACAGAAUUUAUUUUGUUUCAUCUUAUGUUAGAUGGCAGAUCUUCAACAGGAGCAUCAAAGGGAAACUGAAGGUUUGCUGGAAAACAUCAGACAACUGAGUCGAGAAUUGCGACUUCAGAUUAAUAUAAUUGAUAACUUCAUUCCUCAGGAAUAUCAGGUAUGUAUCAGGCAUAGCCAUUAUUAGAACAAUUAGAUUUUGUAUACUUUACUACAUAGAAAGUACUACUAGAAAGACAUUAACUGCUUUCAUUGAGAAUAAUAUCUUGGUUUUUAUACUAAUUAACUUCUUUAAAAUGUACCAUAUAUUCUACAAACUAUUUAGUUACAUUAAAUUCUUCUUUCUGAAAAGCUGCAAACCAAAUGUUUCAUUGACCCCCACAUUCCUCACAACUUAUUUUAUAUUUACGAUCAUUCAUGUUGUAAUAUAUAUAUAUAUAUAUAUAUAUAUAUAUAUAUAUAUAUAUAUAUAUAUAUAUAUAUAUAUAUAUAUAUAUAUAUAUAUAUAUAUAUAUACAGGGAAUGCAGAAUUAUUAGGCAAGUUGUAUUUUUGAGGAUUAAUUUUAUUAUUGAACAACAACCAUGUUCUCAAUGAACCCAAAAAACUCAUUAAUAUCAAAGCUGAAUAUUUUUGGAAGUAGUUUUUAGUUUGUUUUUAGUUAUAGCUAUGUUAGGGGGAUAUCUGUGUGUGCAGGUGACUAUUACUGUGCAUAAUUAUUAGGCAACUUAACAAAAAACAAAUAUAUACCCAUUUCAAUUAUUUAUUAUUACCAGUGAAACCAAUAUAACAUCUCAACAUUCACAAAUAUACAUUUCUGACAUUCAAAAACAAAACAAAAACAAAUCAGUGACCAAUAUAGCCACCUUUCUUUGCAAGGACACUCAAAAGCCUGCCAUCCAUGGAUUCUGUCAGUGUUUUGAUCUGUUCACCAUCAACAUUGCGUGCAGCAGCAACCACAGCCUCCCAGACACUGUUCAGAGAGGUGUACUGUUUUCCCUCCUUGUAAAUCUCACAUUUGAUGAUGGACCACAGGUUCUCAAUGGGGUUCAGAUCAGGUGAACAAGGAGGCCAUGUCAUUAGAUUUUCUUCUUUUAUACCCUUUCUUGCCAGCCACGCUGUGGAGUACUUGGACGCGUGUGAUGGAGCAUUGUCCUGCAUGAAAAUCAUGUUUUUCUUGAAGGAUGCAGACUUCUUCCUGUACCACUGCUUAAAGAAGGUGUCUUCCAGGAACUGGCAGUAGGACUGGGAGUUGAGCUUGACUCCAUCCUCAACCCGAAAAGGCCCCACAAGCUCAUCUUUGAUGAUACCAGCCCAAACCAGUACUCCACCUCCACCUUGCUGGCGUCUGAGUCGGACUGGAGCUCUCUGCCCUUUACCAAUCCAGCCACGGGCCCAUCCAUCUGGCCCAUCAAGACUCACUCUCAUUUCAUCAGUCCAUAAAACCUUAGAAAAAUCAGUCUUGAGAUAUUUCUUGGCCCAGUCUUGACGUUUCAGCUUGUGUGUCUUGUUCAGUGGUGGUCGUCUUUCAGCCUUUCUUACCUUGGCCAUGUCUCUGAGUAUUGCACACCUUGUGCUUUUGGGCACUCCAGUGAUGUUGCAGCUCUGAAAUAUGGCCAAACUGGUGGCAAGUGGCAUCGUGGCAGCUGCACGCUUGACUUUUCUCAGUUCAUGGGCAGUUAUUUUGCGCCUUGGUUUUUCCACACGCUUCUUGCGACCCUGUUGACUAUUUUGAAUGAAACGCUUGAUUGUUCGAUGAUCACGCUUCAGAAGCUUUGCAAUUUUAAGAGUGCUGCAUCCCUCUGCAAGAUAUCACACUAUUUUUGACUUUUCUGAGCCUGUCAAGUCCUUCUUUUGACCCAUUUUGCCAAAGGAAAGGAAGUUGCCUAAUAAUUAUGCACACCUGAUACAGGGUGUUGAUGUCAUUAGACCACACCCCUUCUCAUUACAGAGAUGCACAUCACCUAAUAUGCUUAAUUGGUAGUAGGCUUUCGAGCCUAUACAGCUUGGAGUAAGACAACAUGCAUAAAGAGGAUGAUGUGGUCAAAAUACUCAUUUGCCUAAUAAUUCUGCACUCCCUGUAUAUGUGUGUGUGUUUAAUUUGGAAACUUUGGACCAGCAGGAAAUGUCAGCUUAUCUCAAAUAGAUAAUGAAGGACUAGGGUGGGAGGUAAGGAAACAUUUGGUUUGGAUUUUGUGCCGAAAUUCUGUUGUGGAGUGUACCCUGGUAAGACAUUAUUAUUGCCAAGUGAUAAAAACACACAAUUGGGUCAGCGCUCACUAACAAAGAAUAAUAAACAACAAGGCAGCAACCCUAAGAAGGUGAUCCCUCUCAACCCUUCAAAAUAACACAAGAAAAAAAGAGAGAAGGGCUGUGCCACAUAGAAUUGAACAGAUAGUACUGAAAAGUCUCAUCCCAACAAUGCAAGUUGUCACAUAUAAAGAUGUCUCUUAUCAAGAGGUAGAUGCAGCUGUAGUUGCCAAGUUCUUUAUGCUUGGGGGAUGUGGUAGAUCUGAGUGUCUUUAGUCUCCGUAUGUGGAUAGAAAAAGACAAGGCAACCUAAUAGUGCAAUAUGUCAGAGCUUAGUGUGACAGUAUGUUAAUAAUAGGUAUCUUGCUAUGACCAGCUCUAGUGUAUAUCGCAUACAGUGGUACAAUCCCCACUUAUAGAAUAUUGUGAGGGUCGUUCACAACAGAUGGGUGUCCAGGUACUCCGAAAGGGAAUAAAAAUAGCCACAAAUAGUGCUCUCAGUAAAAUAGCAAAAUUGUAUAAAAUUAAUCAAAAUUAUACUCACGAGUAGAGCAGGCUCACUGCUCUAUGAUGAUAGCGCUAGUGGUAUGAUCCCCACCUGGGAUAUUGUUGUGAGUAGAGAUGAUAAAGAUGAUACCAAAAAAAAGAUAAAAAUGCCAGGAAGUAUACAUUUUAAAAUAAGUAGUUAAAAUGCAAAGGUGAUGGCACAAUAGACUAUUGUGUUAACCAAAAUCCUUUAUUUAAUAAAAUGCAAAGUAAUAUCCAUAACGCGUUUCACCAAUAUAGGCUUUUUCAAAUGGAAUAAAAAAACAUACACCCUGGCUAGUUGGAGUUUAUAUAGGGGAAAAGCAAUUUAAAAUUGGCGCCAAAAUGACAUCAUAGGCUGUCCUCCAAUCAGCAAACAUCGUUGGUGUUUACAAUAUAAAUAUGACCGACAGUGAUAUGUCUUAAUAGAUAUUUACAUAUAGACUAAUAAUAUAGUAUUUAAAGGGACACUAUAGUCACCAGAACAACUGCAGCUUGUGGAAUUUGCUUUGGUGAGUAGAAUAAUUACCUUCAGGCUUUUUGCUGUUAACACUGUCCUUUCAGAGAAAAUGCAGUGUUUACAUUACAGCCUAGUGAUAACUUCACUGGCCACUCCUCAGAUGGCUUUUAGAGAUCCUUCCUGGGUCAUGGCUGCCUAAAAUGCAUCCAAACAUUCAGUGUCUCCUUCCUCUGCAUGCAUUUACUGAACUUUCCUCAUAGAGAUUCAUUGAUUCAAUUCAUCUCUAUGAGGAGAUGCUGAUAGGCCAGGGCUGUGAAUUGUGAAUUGAAUUGUGCUGGCUCUGCCCUUGAUCUGCCUCCUUAUCAGCCAUUCCUAUGGUGAAGCAUUGUGAUUGGAUCAGUUCACCACUUCUGAUGAUAUCAGAGGAAGUUCAGAGGCAGCAGCUUCAGACUUGAAUACAUGUAAGAUUUUACUAUCUUUAGUGCGGCAAAGGGGGCUAAGAGGGCUAGAUAGUGGUUUUAACACUAUAGGGUCAGGAAUACAUGUUUGUGUUCCUGACCCUAUAGUGCUCCUUUAACUGUAAAAACGAGCAUGUAAUAGGUAGUAUCGGCUAUUUGAAGCCAGAGCACGUGACGUGUGUCACGUGCAUGUACUAGUUUCCCGGCCUCUAAGCUUAAUGGGAAAUGUAGUUCUUGAUGUAGUAGUUGCGAUGUCGGCAAGAAACUGAUAUUUGUCGACAUCAGAAUACAGUUUAAUUGGGAACAUUGAGUGCAGGGUCACAGAACUAAAGGGCUAGAUAAAGUUAAACUAACAUGCUGAUAAAAAUGAGUAAAUAAUGUAAAAUUAUCGCGGUGGCCAUCUUGGUUGAGGAAGAGGGUGAUGGCAGGGGUCAUCUUAAGGGGAAGUAAACUUGGCGGCCAUAUUUAGGGGGGAACAUCCCUAAUAAUUAUUAAAGAAAUACUUUAUCAUGCAUAAUAGUGAAGAAAAAAAGUAUAUGAAAGAAUUAAAUUAAAAUAGCUAGAAUUUUUUUUUUUUUUUUUGUCUUCUGUGUGUAUGUAGCUAAAUAGCAGAGAAAACGUUCUAAAAUCUUAAUAUGGAUUAAUAAAUUAAUAGUCCUUCAACUACAUGUAUCUUAAAACAGGUAAUGUGAACAGUGACCAGGAUCUUAAAAACUCCACAAUAAGGCUAAGCUACGAGGUAUCAGUAAAGUGUAACAGAAAAACUGAGUGGAAGUGGUUAUGGUAGGGGUGUUCCUAAUCUCAAUGCUGUAGGAUAAACAACUGUGAUCAGAACACCCCUAAGAUAACAACGAAAUAGUCCCAGGGAGGUGCUGAUUGAAAAGAUGUAUCAGCUAAAUGCAUCAGUUAUCACAUAUAUCUCCGCAAUUGUAAUUAUAACAAUAAAUAAUCUAACCAACAUAGUAAGGUAUAAAUACAAACAAUAGUCAGCACAUACUAUAAUUAAAAUAGCCUAAUGUAUUGGCUAAGGGUUAUGUAAUAUAGUAGAGGAUAGAUAACGGGAAUAUAUAUAUACAAUGUGGAUAGGGAGAGGAAAGGUUACAUGAAAUGAAACAAAUCAAUGGUUUAAAUGCAAAGGGAACAUAAAAAAUAUCCUUGGUAAAUCGAAAAUGGAAUGGGUGUUUAAUUUACAGACGCUCGCCCCUAAUGUUUCUGAGUACCUGGACACCCAUCUGCUGUGAACGACCCUCACCAUAUCCCAUAAGUGGGGAUUGUACCACUUUAUGUGAUAUACACUAGAGCUGGUCAUACAGAGCUCUUUUACAUUGAGUGCAAUAUCACUAUUAUUAACAUACUGUCACACUAAACUGUGACAUAUUGCACUAUUAGGUUUCCUUGUCUUUUUCUAUCCACAUACGGAGACUAAAGACACUCAGAUCUACCACAUUCCCCAAGCAUAAAGAACUUCACAACUACAGAAGAAGAAGUAAGUAGAAGUAUACAUCAGGGUGUUGCAGUGGAUGUGAUCUACUUGGAUUUUGCCAAGGCAUUUGAUACGGUUCCUCACAGUAGGUUAGUCUUCAAACUAAAAGAAAUUGGUCUAGAUGAAUAUUCUUGUUCUUGGGUAGAAUAUUGGCUUAAGGAUAGAGUACAACGAGUUGUCAUUAAUGGUAAAUUUUCAAGCUGUGGUGUCCCCCAGGGUUCUGUUUUGGGACCACUUCUAUUUAACAUAUUUAUAAAUGAUCUUGAAAUAGGCAUUGAAAGCCAUGUAUCAGUGUUUGCAGAUGACACAAAACUUUGUAAAGUAAAAUGUGAGCAGGAUAUUGCUUUGCUGCAGAUGGAUUUGGAUAGAUUGGGGGACUGGGCACUAAAAUGGCAGAUAAAAUUUAACGUAGAGAAAUGCAAAGUUAUGCACUUCGGGGUUAAGAAUGCACAAGCAACUUACACACUAAAUGGUAGUGAAUUAGGGAUAACCACACACAAGAAGGAUUUGGGAAUUGUUAUAGACAACAAAUUAGGCAGCAAUAUGCAAUGUCAAUCUGCAGUUGCUAAGGCCAGUAAGGUUUUGUCAUGUAUAAAUAGGGGCAUAAAUUCUCGGGAUGAAAAUAUAAUUUUGCCUCUUUAUAAAUCGCUGGUAAGACCACACCUUGAAUAUGCUGUGCAAUUUUGGGCGCCUGUUCUAAAGAAAGUUAUCAUGGCACUAGAAAAAGUCCAGAGACGAGCUACAAAAUUGAUAAAAGGAAUGGAGCAUUUUAGUUCUGAAGAAAGCGCUUCAGACUAGGUUUUUUGCCUUCUUUUGGAUCAACAGCAAAAAACAUAUGUGAGGAAGGCUGAACUUGAUGGAUGCAAGUCUCUUUUCAGCUAUGUAACUAUCUAUGUACAGCUGCAUCUACCUCUUGAUAAGAGACAUCUUUAUAUGUGACAACUUGCAUUGUUUGGGUGAGACUUUUCAGUACUAUCUGUUCAAUUUUAUGUGGCGCAGCCCUUCUCUCUUUUUUUUUCUUGUACCUGUAUGUUGCCAGACCCAUUCAGUUUGCCAGGGGAUUUGUAAGUGCUUUUCGUGUCCCCCUCACCUUGUAUUCUUUCUCUAUAAGCUGACAAUGAAACACUGCACACUGGUUUGUACUCUACAGUAUUGAAUGAAACCAUUGUAGUGCAGAGCUUCACACAAAUAUCAUUCAUCUCUUAACACCUCAGCAUGGCAGCUGAGUUAGACAUAACCCCGUUGUCUGACAUAUAAGGCCCAUUUAUGUGGCCUGGGCUUUUUCUUCUUCAAAAUGGAGGCCUAUAAUUGAGUCCAUGUGUGUAAUAAAUGUUUAAAGGACCACGCUAGGCACCCAGACCACUUCAGCUUAAUGAAGUGGUCUGGGUGCCAGGUCCCUCUAACCCUUUUUUUUUUUUAAAUAAACAUAGCAGUUUCAGAGAAACUGCUAUGUUUAUAAUAGGGUUAAUUCAGCCUCUAAAGCCUCUAGUGGCUGUCUCACUGACAGCCGCUAGAGGCGUUUGCGUGCUUCUCACUGUGAAAAUCACAGUGAGAAGACGCCAGCUUCUAUAGGAAAGCAUUAUGAAUGCUUUCCUAUGAGACAGGCUGAAUGCGCGCGCAGCUCCUGCCGCGCAUGCGCAUUCAGCCGGAGAGGAGGAGGAGAGCUCCCCGCCCGGCGCUGGAAAAAAGGUAAGAUUUAACCCUUUCCUCGCCAUCCAGCCUGGCGGGAGUGGGACCAUGAGGGUGGGGGCACCCUCAGGGCACUAUAGUGCCAGGAAAACGAGUAUGUUUUCCUGGCACUAUAGUGGUCCUUUAACUCGCAAGUUGGAAUAAACUUGGAAUUAAUAAUAUUAAUAACUAAAAAUAAUAAUAAGUCACAGUCCACACUCUUUGCUUUCAGCAAUUCAAUAAUAUUUAUUAAUAGAGGCUAAUUAAACAAAUAAACAAUAUAUAUACAUUUGAAAUAGGCUAGUAGUAUAUGUUGCUACUAAACCUAAUCAUUGACUGAAUGAAAAGUAGGCUAAAUUAACAUAGUAAAACAGGCAUAGACACGUGAUACAGUUACCACUCCAUUGAUCGUCAGCUGAGAGUAAGAGAGGGGAGAGGGAAUAGGGUGAGAGAGUGUGGGGAGAGUGGAGAGAGAAGACAAAGAGAGGUAAUUCAAAGAGACAGAGAAUGUGCUAUUCACAGGGCUUUAAACAGGUUAGCCCCUCCUUCUGCCUCUCCCCUUCACCUCCCUCAGUCAAUCCCUUAGGAUCUAACAGAACCAGAGUGCCUCCUGGUGGAAGAGGGAUUGCAUUGGAAGGGAAUGGAGGAAGGGUUUAUCAACAACCCAACUGAUUUUGCCUGGUGAAAGGCCAUGUGCUUCACAGAGGACUCCAUUAUUGCCUAAGAGUAGAUUGGGGCUUGAAUCCCUGUAUUAGAACACAAUGACACUUCAUUUGCGUACAGUUUGGCUGUUAAUCACAUCCCCCCCCCCCCCACUUAUUACAAUGUGGUAUUAAAAAAUUAUUUUGUUGGUUGACCAGAUGGCAUAUGACUGCUCUAGUCAGAGACUAUAUGUAGCGGAGAUGCAAUAUUCCCCAGGUUGUCUCCGCUUAUAAUCCAAGUGAGGCUCAGGAACAAGUAAAUAAUAAAUCCAUAGGCAAAGUUUCCAGCAGGUAAAAUAACAGCAAUCUCCCCACAGCAAUCCCAAUAACUGGACGACACACAGUUUCAGGAGCAGAACUGACAAGCCUUUAAUCACAGUCUCCUUAUAAAGCAUGCUCCCAUGCAAGGGAGGGAUUUACAGUAAUUAUUACAGUAGCCAAUCCUGUCCUGGUAACCUCCCACACAUCUCCUCCCCUCAGCCAGCAUCAUAAUCCCCUUAUCCAGUACACCAAUUCCCCCCGUUUCUGGAUGUACCCCUAAACGUAGGGGUACCUCUUUAAAUCCUACAUCCCCUGGUAGCCCUGAUCUGGGUGAACAACAUAUCCAAAAACCACCCAGAUCAGACCAGGGGUUCGGGAAAAGUAUGGAGGGAAUAAAAUGACCGACCGCACGAACUGAGAUAGCCGAAUUCGGUUCCAUGUGAAUGGGCCCUGCGGUCGGUCCUGGCAUAAGGGAAUAAAAUACACGAAAACCUCUAGCUAUAGAGGCUAGGGAGGGUUCGCCUGAAUCCCCUCGUUCGGUAUUCUCUAUCUACCGAACGAGGGGCCGUUCGGUAGUUUGGAACCGAACGGACCAGGGCUGUGGAGGUCUCAGCGGUGUUCGCCUACUCGAGUGUCCGAUUUUAGUUCCAGACACUCGACGGCUAAACACCGCUGUUCGGGAGUUUUAAAAUGGCCGCCGCCACGUGUUCGUUUGUCGAAUGGCGGCCACCCCCGAGAACAAAGGACGGCUACUUACUGUUCAAUUACCCGUUCGCAACAAUGUUGCAACGGGUAAUUGAGGACACACUUCACACAGGGGAGGUCUGGUUGUUCGGUAGUUUCAUUCGAAUAAACUAAGGGAACGAAACUACCGAACAAUCACAAGAAUACAAGGCUUUAAAACACAUAGGAAACUAACAGAUCACACGAAUGCAAUUAUUUCACAGACAUUUGCAGGACAGCCCAGUGCCAUCCGCUACACUAUAGAUUAUCUUUUUUUUUUUUUGUGAACUUUGUCUAGUUCAGAACAAGCAGAUGUGUUUGUCAGAAAUGAAAGUUUAUUAAUUUUAAUUCCCAUAACAUGUAUUCUUUGUCAAUCUAUCUUUAAGGAAAUGAUUGAAAAUUAUGUUCAUUGGAAUGAAGAUAUUGGAGAGUGGCAGUUGGUAAAUACAUUUCUAUUAUUAUCAAUAAUUGUACAUUUUGUCUUUUAAGACAUUAACAUUCUUUUUUAAUUUUAUUUGUUAGAAAUGUGUGGCAUACACUGGAAACAACAUGAGAAAACAGACACCUGUACUAGACAAGAAAGAAAAGGAUGUAAGGCAAAUGUAACCUUUAUUAUUAUCCCUGCAGUGCAUGAACAAUGUAGAGCAACCAUGUCAGAAUGAUUCAUUUACCUUUUAGUAUUGGAUCUGAAUCACCCAACUAUGCAUAAGGCCACAUUUUUUUUGCAAUAUUCAUGAUUGAUAAUGUUUAGGUGCGUCAUAAUAUUAGAUUGUCUGUGUAUAUUGUGACUUCCUGAUACUUGGUCAUGUCUGUUUAUAGCCUCUCAAUUGAGAUGUUUUGGGAAGUGUGGAUUGUGUCCUAUCAUGCUUUGUAAUGAGAGAGAGAGAGGUAAUGAGGCACAUCAGGGGGAGGAGAGGACCACUAAGGGAGGGGGCCACUAAAGGACAGGCAGGCGGGAGGGAGAGGAGAGAUACACUAAGGGCCCGGGAGGGGAGAGGUACACUAAGGGCCCGGGAGGGGAGAAGUACACUAAAUAGUUUUGAAAACAUAAAAAAAUCUGACUGGCUUGUAUAUUUUGUGCAUUUACCACUUAUUAAAAAAAAUUGCAAAAAUAAAGAAUAAACAUGUUCAGUUAACAGUAGAUUUGUGUAGAAAUUAUUUAUUUUUUCAAAAUGGUAAAUGUACAGAAUAUCGGUAUCCGUAAGUUAUCGGCUAAUGGCCUGAUAGUUCACAGAUUAUCGAUAUCGGCUCUAAAAAAAUCAAUAUCGGUCGAUCCCUAUUUUUUAUGGCCUUGUGGAAAGGUGUGUUGACUAGGCUGAAGUGGAGUCCUUUAUAGGCAAAUUUCCAGUUGGGUGCUUAAACAAUUGGACUCCAUUUUGAACAUGUUUUCUGAUGAGAUACACAACCUUAGUAGGUGUUAAUGGUUUAACAACCUCUAUCAUUUGCACUAUUUCAUACUUACAAACAUCAGAUUAUGCUCAUGAUUAAGGUGGAGCGACCUUUGGAAUUAGUGUCCUAUUGGAAUAGAUUAUAGUUUCCUCAGUAGAACAAAAGGGACCUCAUCAAACAUAAAUAUGUUCAUUUUAUCAAAUGUAUUCGUUGUAUCCUCAGGUUAAACAGCUGUGUAAUGGUCACAGAGAAGAUGUCUGCUUAAGCUGUGUAUAAGUGAAGACAAAUGGAUGAAUCACAUCACAAUACGUUGUAUAAUUGUAUCUAUUUUACUUUCAGCCAUUUGAGGUAGAUUUGUCUCAUGUAUAUUUGGCUUACACGGAGGAGAGUCUUCGUCAAUCUUUAAUGAAGUUGGAGCGACCAAGAACAUCAAAAUCAAAAUCAAGACCUAAAACUGGAAGAAGGUGCUUAAUAUUCUAUGGCAAUUCUUUGGAUUGUUUUUUUUUUGGUUUGUUUUAUUACAUUUUAUAUGCAUUUUAAAUAAAUAUGGUAUACUAAAAAAUGCCAACACUUUUGGAGAAUUCUGGAAUUCUGUUACACAGACCAUGGGUUUGUACUGGUGUGCUUAACACAAUAGGGCCAUGUGGUGUAACUGAAUCUCCAUAAUUGUUUGCUAAGAUAGAUGAUAUUAAAUGGCCUUUUAAAAUUUAUGUGCGUGCACAGUUUUAAUUUCUUAAGGAUGGCGGGCGUUCUAUGCAGUCCUGGUGGGGGCGGUCCACAACAGGACAUCCCUGUCAUCCUUAAUACUUACCAGGUCCCUGCUGGCAGUCACGAUUCUGGGGACUGCCUGGAUGCCCAGGUAGUCACCCUGGAAGAAAGUUUUCAAAAGUUAAUAAAAGUUUUAAAACGGUUUAUAAAUUCAAUAAAAAGUACUUAGAAUAUAUACAUAUAUAUUAUUAAAAAUGUAUUUUAAUAUUAUUUUUUAGUAGCCGCAAACACUGGCCAAAAUUAGCGUUCAAUUUAGUUUUUUUGCACUUUUCACACACAAACAAAUAUAAACAAAUAUAUGCAAUAUAAUAAUAUAUUACUGGAUUCACUGAAAAGUUUUGGGGUGUAGGAACUUGUUUAGGAGACAAUAGAAUUGGUCAGUUUCUUUAUCAUGUGUGCCAUUUAAAAACUCUGCAUAUUUCUGUUUUUGUAUUUAACAGGAAACGCUCCGGAAAACCAGAAGCUGGGAUCGACUCCUUGCUCCAGUAACAUGACCAGGCAAUGGCUUAAUCAUUGAUAUGGCAGGGAACCUAAACCUGUAUUAUGCAUCUGAAUGUGGUUUAUGUUAUAGGAUGGAACAAUACCUUGUGCAUUGAGCAAGAACCUUAUUACUAUUGAAUUGCUUGACUCAUAUUCUACUUAAAUGUCAUGUUUUUUAUGUUUACACCUGUUUUUUUUUUUUUUAUAGGGUUCAGUUCAUCACGUUAUGAAACCUCAUUGAUGACCAUGUUAAAUGGGAAAACACUAUGUUGGAUUUUAGUUUUUCUGUAAAUAUAUUUGUCUUCUUAUUAGGAGGAUUUAGUAAGAAAAUUGAUUAUUGAAACAGUUGCCCUUGAUAUUUAAUUUUCUGUAAAACAAUGUGUCCAAAUGUACAGAUCUUUUUAAUGUAAUUUGUUGAUUGUUUAAAGAAUUGUCUCCUUUUCGGUCCCCCCAUUACAUAUUGCAUGUUGUCUGUGUUACAGAUGUGAAGGAAUUCAAUGAUUCACCGAUGACAUGUCAGGACUGUCAUUAUUCAAAGUUUGUGACUUCCCUCUUAAAGUGUUAGAAGAGCUCUCACUUUCUAGUAAUUUUAAAGGAGCACUCUGUUAGGAAUACAAAUCUCUAUUACUAACGUUAGUGUUUUCCAAACUAUUUAGAUUUAUGCUCCCCUUAACCCCUUAAGGACACAUGACAGAGAUACUCCGUCAUGAUUCCCUUUUAUUUCUGAAGUUGUGUCCUUAAGGGGUUUAAUAAAAGUUUAUUUACAUUUAUGGCAUGCCGGUCUACUUGCAGCUGCAAUCAACACUUUCAGCAUUUCCUCAUUGAAGUGUAUCAUUACGGAGAGUGCUGAGCAUCUUCACGGAGAGCAUUUAGACAACAAGCAUCAGUAAUGCAAACAUUGCAUUAUCACUACAGGAAGCCCUACUAGUUGCUAUCCGAGUGACCGCAACUACAGGUGGCAUUAGAAUGCAAUGUGUAAUCACUGCAUUUACUCAUAAUUGCUGAGAAUGCAAGGACAGGCUGCAUAAAAAAAAAACACUACACUAAGCUCCAAUGUAUUUGGUGCUGGGAGUGUCCCUUUAAUAUUAUGUUUAUCUAUCCAUAUAUUUAACAAAUAUUUUUAUGUAUGGGUGAAAAAUGUAUCUGAAUGUAGAAAUCCACACCUCCAUAUUAAUCAUUGUUACAAGCUCUGUUCUUUGCACCUAGCAGUAUGCAUAUGAAAGCAUAGAGAGAAGAGGAUAAAUGAAACUGUUUUCUUCCUCCUACGUAUUUGCAAUGUUUGAAUCUUGUCUUUACAGUGGUUUUACUGUGUCUGAAAUGGAGUAUGAUGUGAUUUGUUAACUCAUUCAUAUAAAUAAAAAAAAAAAAAAGGUUCAUCUCAUGAAAAAAGGGUAACACAAAUUACAGGUGAUUUUUCACUGUUUUAACAUGUCCCCUUUAAGUCAACUUUUGCCACCAAUGUUAAUCGGCCAGAAAUUUAUACUGAAAUGUUUCAUCAUACAGACUUUUUGUGAACAUGUUGGCAAAUCAUUGCUACAAAAUCACGAAAACAUUCAGUGCAUAUAUUUAGAACUCCAACCCUCUUGUUUAAUUGUAAACAUUAUUUGUUGGUGAUCUGGCAGUUUCAAAUUAAUUCCUUCUUUUCAUCUGCUCUGAAGAUGGAUUUAAAUUUCUAGUCAUCUGCCCUUUGUGGUAUCAGGUCAAUAUGAACAUCAAUGCCUAUAAGUGGGGGGAAAAAGUUUAAAUGGUCCAUUUUAUUUCCAUGUAUUCAAUUUAAUCAGGUUAUUUGAGUUGUAAAGGGAGAGAACAUUGCUUCUUCCUAAAUUGACAGGUUUGUUACACUGGUGUCCUGACUGUUUAAUCUGCAUUGGGUUUCACCGUAACUAUAUGUAAUACAUAUUUACUGAGGAAUUCCUAUGAACAAAUUAACAAUGAAUAAAUUUUAAAAAUAUGUUACAAAA